This is a messenger RNA of Venturia canescens, 52069 nucleotides long. RefSeq names its product Muscle-specific protein 300 kDa (gene Msp300). The record is from RefSeq and is a predicted model, not a curated record. Gene Ontology annotation, molecular function: actin filament binding. The coding region runs from base 448 to 50955 and encodes 16835 amino acids. Gene Ontology annotation, biological process: nuclear migration. Gene Ontology annotation, cellular component: meiotic nuclear membrane microtubule tethering complex; cytoplasm; nuclear outer membrane. NCBI's taxonomy places the organism in Eukaryota, Metazoa, Arthropoda, Insecta, Hymenoptera, Ichneumonidae. The transcript has 57 exons.
UGCUCUUCGGCGGUGAACCGGCAUUAUCGUUAGGAACGAACGAUCGUUGAUCGAUUCGAAUAUCGGUCAAUUUCAUAUCGCGAAUAAAAUACGCUUCGAAUCUCGACUCGGGAGGCACACCCGCCCUCCGUCCCUUCUCAACCCCCUCCGUAUAUUUUUCUCGGACUACUCGACGAGUAUCGAACGAUUCUUUCUCGAACCCUCGCCCCGCACGUAAUUCACUCGUACAUCAUCGAUUUUCGUUCCAUUCUAUCGAACUCUCUUGCUCUCUCCUCUCCGUCGUCGGACUCCAUUGAUUCGGUUCAUUCGGUUUUUCACUCGAGAGGUGAGCUUGCAAAAUAUAAUUGUGAUUCGACCAUAAAACAUUGUGGAUACGCGAGGCCUAAUCGCCGAGCGAUGCGAUCGAGUGAUCGAGAGAAGGAGAGUCGUGUUUCCGCGCAGUGAAUAAUGUCGCAACAUCCAUCGAGGCCUCCUGGAGGAGGCGGAGGAGGAGGAGGAUGGCAAGCACGACCGAAUGCCCCCAGCCCCUUUCGUCCUGCCUCUCCCUACAGCCCUUGCCCAUCCCCUCACCCCCAACAACAAUUCAAUCAAAUGGGCCAGCAUCCCCGGUCCCGUGGACCACCCACACCGGUCUAUCAACAUCAGUACCAUCAAACUUCUCAUCCAAUGUCCCCGAUGAGCUAUCCACCGGGCAUGAUGCAUCCCAUGAGCCCUGUUCCCAUGGGAAUGCCCAUUUCUCCGGGUAUGUCACCGGUCUUCGGCUGUCCACCACCCGGAUACAUUCAGUGCCCACGACCAAGAUGGCCAUCUCCUGUUGCAUCUGGAAACCCAAUGCCAAGGCCCUACAUACCUACUCACCGGCCUCAGAGCCCCAUGGGAAGUGGGAGCGGUUCGCCGGUGCCUUGUGGACCACCGGAGUAUCUGAUAGCUCCUUAUAGAUCUGGAGAUUACGAGUAUGUCGGUGUACCGCUGGAUCCAUCGCGAGCCGACGACGAGGAAAGCGGACCGAGCACCGCCGAAAUAAUCGCUAGUCAGAGUCAGGACUACGUCGACGAAAAAUUGGCCGAAUAUCAAGCAACGAUCCAGUUAUUACAAGACGAACAGGAACGCGUGCAGAAAAAAACUUUCGUCAACUGGAUAAACUCGUAUCUUUCGAAGAGAGUUCCACCUCUUCGGGUCGACGACUUGAUCGAAGACCUCAAGGACGGCACCCGACUUUUGGCUUUGCUCGAAGUUUUGUCCGGCGAGAAAUUGCCAGUGGAAAGGGGCCGGAAUUUGAAGAGACCACAUUUCCUCAGUAAUGCCAAUACGGCACUACAAUUUUUACAGAGCAAAAAAAUCAAAUUAGUGAACAUAAACUCAUCGGAUCUGGUCGAUGGACGACCUCCCGUAGUCCUCGGUCUCAUUUGGACCAUAAUCCUGUACUUCCAGAUCGAAGAGAACACGAGAGCCCUCGAGUAUCUCGGGCACAGUUGGGGCAGUCAGAGCAGUCUUGAAAGUCUUGGAACUCAGGGCUCAGCAGCCAGUGAGAGAAAACGCAUUAGCAGCGAGAAAUGGAAACAAGGAGCUCGCAAAACACUGUUGCAAUGGGUCACAAACGCUCUGCCAAAGGACGUGGGAAUCCAAGUAAGAGAUUUUGGCGAAAGCUGGAGAGAUGGAAACGCUUUUCUGGCGAUAAUCGACGUGAUCAGGGCGAACUUGGUCAACAUAGCAGCCAUGAGAGAAGCCUCGAACCGAGCGCGUCUCGAGACAGCCUUCCAAGUCGCUGAAGUCGAGUUAGGGAUUGCAAGACUUCUCGAUCCUGAAGACGUCGACGUUCCACAACCCGACGAAAAAUCGAUCAUGACCUACGUGGCACAAUUCCUGCACAAGUAUCCUGAACCGAAAUCAACCGGACCCGAUUCUUUCGCCGCUGUCCAGCAGGAGUACAAUUCCCUUCUCGCUUGGCUCAACGAACGGACGAGACACCUCGAACAACUCGAUAGAGCCAACGCUUUUCCAGCCAGUUUUGCAGAAUACACUCUCGCGCGAAUGGAGUCCGACGAGAAAGCCGGUGUUUACAAAAAACUGCAAAGUCUCGUCGACACUCCGAGCAUGAUCAGCAUCACUCGAGACUCUUGGACACACAUACAGGUUCUCUGGAACAAAAUGGAAUAUCUUAUGUUGAAAUGGCUUUGGCUGCUGGAUUCAUCGCUCCCGGGCGAGCUCGGUGAGGUCGGCAGGUGGCUGGCACUCGCUGAAAAUCUAUUGAACUCCGACGACGAUAUACCGUCAGAAAUGACGGAGGAAACAGCCGGCAUAAUAUCGAACAAGCUCGAAGAUCACAAAAAGUUUUUCCUCGACUUGCCAGAAAUGGUGGAGAAAUUUCAACGAGCAAAAAGUUCAGCCCUCUCGCGACAAGCACCUCCGGAACAAUUGGACAAUAUGACCGCUAGAAUUGAAAGUCUUCCGAUUCGUGCAGCAAAAAGACGAAUCAAACUCAAGUUUCUCGAGCACAAAUGUUGUCUCGUUGCUUUCCUCUUCCUCGUUGAGACGAAACUCAAGAGCUGGAGCGUGAAAUAUGGCACUGAGGAAAAAGUACAUCAGAUGCUCGAACAGUACAGAAAUUUUGUAUCUCGCAACCGAAUUUUCCAGGAAUUUCAAAAAGCCUAUCUCGACAUGCAACAAGUCGUUGAAGAAUACAAACGCGAAGGAGAUGUUGAUCACGAGGAGGCUGCGAAGAUCGAUCGAUUCAUGCGGGAGACCGGUGAAAAAUGGAAGAACGUAUCGAUGGACCUUCGUUGCGUGCAGAGCAUGCUCGAGGAGGUGGUGGCUUAUUGGCGUCGCUGGACGAGUGUAUCGGACGAAUUCGAAUCGUGGCUUCUGCGAGCUGAGCCAGCGCUGGCCUUACCCGAAGAAGAGAGGAUGGAAUAUUUCCAGGACAUAAGUGUGUGGAAAGACAAAUAUCAGCAGUUGUCGGACAGCGUUAGUUUCCUCAUAGCAACAUCGGACGAGCAGGUUGCCCUGCGCCUCAAAGACCGUUAUCAGAAUUUGUCAGGAAGGUGGGAGAGAUUAUUCCAGGAGGCGAAGCAGUACAUGCACGCGGGAGAUUUGUUGAGGAACCGCAAGGAUUACCGGGCCGGGGUUGAGAGCCUGCAAACCUGGUUGAGGAACGCCGAAGCAGCGCUUUCCACGUCGCAGCUGACGUCGACCGAAAGGAUCAAGGCGUACGGCGAGCGGCUCCAGGCCCUCCACACCGAGGUCGAGAGCAUCGAGGAACUCUUCAAGAAUAUAAGCAAAAAGUUUCAAACUCUCAUUCAAGAUUUGUCACGUGACGAAGUUGACAAGAUGAUGAACACUCUGAAAAAGGAAAAAGAAGCUCUCGUCCGAGUGAGGGCUCUGAUACCGAUGCAGCUGCAUCUGUAUCAUCAGUUGCUCGUGCAGCAAGAGUCACUGGAAGCUGGACAGAAAGAGAUAUCGAGCUGGCUCGACGAGGCUGAGCGCCUUUUGGCCGGUGUCAAUCUCGCCAGCGGCCGCGACGCCGCCCUCGUUCAAUUGGACCGUCACAAAGGAUUUUUCUCGAGGACGCUCUACUACAAAUCGAUGUUGGAGUCGAAGAACAAAGUUUUUGCGAGCAUCGUCAAGUCCGUGGACGCGCACGCGAACGUCGAGACGGCCGAAGGUGGGUCCGCGCUGCGCGCACUCAACGAACGUUUCGCGAGGGUCUCGCAAGCCUCGCAGUUGGCCGAGCAACGUCUCCAGGAGGCUGUGCGUUGUUGGGGAAAAUUCCGAGAUUGCGAGAGACAGAUAUCCGAAUGGCUGACCGCCGCGGAAGGACUGAUCAACGACAAGCGGAUCGACAAUCGUCAAUCGGUCGAACAUCACAAAAAUUUCUUCGGCAAAGUCAACGAACGAUGGAUUCAGGAUUUGAUAAACGCUGGACAGGAUCUCCGCAACGCGCUUCCCGCCGAGCAACAGGCUCCCCUCGUCGAGACUGUUGAAGCACUGCAGAAACGAUGGCGCGACGUUCUCAACUUUGCUCCCCUCCAUCUCAUGCGACUCGAAUUCCGCCUCGACGAAGUCGCCUUCAUGCAAUACCUCAAGGAAAUCGAGGUCGAAAUCAAUUCGGAGCAACAGGCACUCAUAAAAAACGACGAUGUCGAAAGCAUCAUCGAACGCAACAAAGAAUUCUUCGUCAAUCGAGGCGUCGUUCUCGACGUCGAACGGUGCUUACAAACUCUCAAGAAAAUCAGCUCCGCCUACUCACAACUUAAACCGAGCGACAGCAGCCUCAAAGAAGCCGCUCAAAGGGCUGAACAGCUUUGGGAAAACUCAGCACAGAAGGUCGAAUCACUGCGCGAACAAUUGCGCCAAGUACCCGAGCAAUGGGCUGCUUACAGGAAGAAAUUCGACGAAAUGGGAAGAUGGAUGGACCACGUCGACAAUACUCUCAGAACGAUUCUCAAGGAAGUCAAUACUCUCGAGGAGUUCGAAUCCGAAAAAACAAUAUUCCAGAUGCAGACGCUCACGAAAGUUUGUCACGAGGCAGACAGUAAGAGGGAAGAGAUGAAGUGGUUGGUCCAAACGCUGGAUAGUUUGACAUCGAACCGUUCGGAUCGUGAGGCGCUUACGGAGCAGCACAACCUCGAGCAGCUGAUAACUCGUUACAAGAAUUUGAUUCCAACGAUCGAGAUAACGAUGACGAAGACGGACAUUUAUUCGAAGAGUUACACGUACAGGAAGGAAGUGCGGGAAGUUUGUACGCUUCUGCGUAAAGUUCGAGAGCAGAGCGUCGCUGACGGGGGUCAAGAGAGCCCCGAGCGGUUGAAGGAUGCCGUGACCCAUCAGGAGACUCGUUUGGGUCAGCUGGAGCAGCAGCGAGCCAACAUCGUGAGCAUGCUCCAGCGAGGCAAGGAUUUGUUGAAGGAUCAACACGCCCCGACUUUCGUCUCGUCGGAGGUUCAACAACUCGAGCACAGCUGGAACGACACUUACGGGCAGAGCAUCGAGACCCUCAAGAGCCUCAAGGGAACUCAAAAGUUGUGGGAAACCUAUAAACAGCAGAGAGAAGACAUUCAAAAGCUCGUUGAACAAGCGCACCAAGAAUUACGUCGAUUCGACACAACGAGCUUCCACGACGCCGCUCAAGUGUCUUCCGAUCUUCAAACGAAGCAGGAACUCAGCAUGACUCUGAGGAAAUCGGCUGACGAAAUGAUGCGGAAAUUGCGCGACACGCAUUCCAGUCUCGCCGCUAUUAUUCCACCCGAAAGAAAAUCGAUUUUACAGACCGAAAUCACUGAGAUCGAGGAAAGAGUACAAACCGUCAUCGAAACCGUACACCAGCGUGUCAUCUACCUACAAGAACACAACACUCGCUGGUCCAAGUUCCAAACGAAACUCACCGAACUACGCACCUGGACGGUUCAGAGCGCACCGCAAUCCAUCGCCAAUAUUCAAGACUCCGGCAUAUCGCCUGAAGACAGAGUCCGCAAAACUGAAACGCUACAAAAACAGAUUUAUGAGAAAAUUACUAUUCUCAAGAUGCUCGAAGAAGAAUCCAAGGAUCUUCUCAAAGAGGACAGUGAGAAAGCGGAAGCUCGUCAGUUGCGCGACGACAUAGAGAAGCUGCAUACCGCCGUAGGUGCCUUAAACGAGAGUAUCGAAUCGCAGCGUACGAUUGCAACGAAGAAUUUGGCAACCUGGAAGGAGUACGAGGUUGGGAUUCAGAAGUUGAAGCCCUGGAUAGAGCAGGCAGCUUCACGAGCAACGAGUAUCGCUUCGAAACCGUCGUCGCUGAGUCAAGCUCGAGAAAUGCUGGAGAGCGCGCGAACCUUUGAGAAACAAUGCGAGGAGCGUCUUCCACGGGUUCAAGAAUUGUCUCAAGUGAGUCAACAGAUAGCCGGGAGAACGGCGGCUCCGGACGAGGUCGACGCGGUGUACACUCGAUGGAAUUCGAUCCACGACGUUGCCGUCCAAACUACAACGAAACUGGACAAGCUCGUUUCAUCCUGGAAUACUUUUGAGACUGACGCGAAAGAGUUUAAUCAAUGGCUGAACGAAAGCGAGAAGGCGUCGCUGAUAGAGCCGAACGUACAAACGCCGGAAGCGAGCAAGCUCGAGCAAGAUCUCAAUCGUCUGAAAGACUUCAAUAAAAUCAUAUCCGAUCGUCAGGCCCAAUUGAUAUCACUUACUCAAGUCUCGGAUCACAUUAGCCACGGACUUUCUCUAGAAGGAGCAACCGCUUUGAAGGCUCGAGUUACCGAGAUGAAAACUCGUGUCGGCAAGCUCGCUGACACCAUCAGACACCACAUAAACUUGGUAUCCGAUGCCCUGUUGUCGCGUCAAGAGCUCCACAUGAAGAUAACAGAUUUUGAAAAUUGGAUGGCACGUUUGCGAUCGAGCAUAGCCGAAAUAAGCGAGGUCAACGUGGACAACGUGGACGCGAAUCUUCAAGCCGUUCACGGCUACCUCCAAGAGCACACGGAAAAGCAGGCGAGCUUCAACGCCAUCUACGAGGAAGUGAAACGUCUCUUGGUCCAGACCUCGCCCCAGGAAGCCGCGAGCCUCGACGAGAUUUAUCGCAGUCUCGCCGAAAAGUAUAAAGCCCUCGAGGACGAUUUGCGCCAGAGGAAAAAAUGCUUGGAGAAAUGGUCGGAGCUGCUCAAUUGGCACAACGAAGCAACCGCGCAGUUGUCUCAUUGCAAGUAUCAACUGGAAGCGAGGAAACCCAACAUUGCCGAUCUUGAGAGACUCUCCGGGGAGCUGCAGACUGUUCAGUCGAAAAUCGCUAGCUGGAAGGAGCAAAUCCCGAUCGUCGACAGCUCCACGGGCAUUCACAUGCGUGACAAACUCGGCAAACCCCUCACAGCAUCGACUUUGGUCAACGAUCUCGAAGCCAAAUCCGUCACGCUGAGCACAGAGUUGUCCUCGAAACGAGACAAGCUGGAGAACUUGGGAGCCCGGUGGGACAACUUCAGGAAACUCCAACAAAAACUGACCGAGGAGAUUGUCGGUACGCAAACGAACCUCCAAGAGAUAACCUACGGAGUUGAUACCUGCGAUAAACUGGCCCAGGCCGUUGAGAAGAUCAGCGAUCUCAUUGACGAUCACAAGCUACGAGAGCCCGACAAGGAUCUUCUCCACCACGAAGGGAACAGCCUCGUGAAGGAGGACCAGAAAGCAAUGACCAAUGUCCAGGUCGUCGUUUCCUCGGUUGACGCCAAUUGGGAGAAGGUCAACGAGCUGUUGAACGAGCAGAAGAAAAAGUACGCCGAAAUGGAGGCCGAUUGGCGAGCCUACGCCGAGGCUCGAGAAAAGCUCGUCAAGUUCAUGGAGGACUCGAAGAAUUUGUGCCAAGCCAGUAAAGAAGUACCGAAUGAUGUAACUCAGGCAAGCGCCGCUUUGGAAAAGCACAAGAGAGCUUCGGAUGUGCUGAAAAAGGGAAAACUAUUUUUGGACAAAAUGGACUCGAAGGCCCAGCAAAUCAUCAAGGAGGCUUCCCUCAUGCCUAAUUUCAAAUCCGAAUCCAUCGAAACUGAUGUCUCGAGAGUGAGAGCCCAGUACCAAGAAACUUACUCGAGCAUCCUCGACAAAAGCCAGUCUUACGAGACUCAAGUGAUUAUUUGGAAACAAAUCGAAGAAGCCAAGUACGAACUGACCCGUUGGCUGAGCGACACUAACGAGGCUCUGAGCAACGCUUGCGAAAGGCUGACCGAUGCGGAAAAUGGUCAAGUCAGAUUAGCCAGAUACCGCGAAGAGUUGCCACCUCAUCGGCUCAUCCGCCAAGGUGUCGCUACCAAAAGUGAACAGUUGAUAAAAAUCAACGGCGACGCCGAAAUGCCGACCCUCAAAUCCCUCAAUAAGUUGUUGGACGAUCAGUUCAAUCUCGUGAAAGAAACAGCCGAUAAACUCGAGUCGAUGACUUCGAGUUUGAGCGAAGCCGAGCGAGGCAUACGUCAAGAUUUGAAGAGGUCGAGCGAUGCCGUGUCCAAGAUACGCGAGGAUAUAAUAAAGUGCGACGAUCUAACGGGCGAAAACACCAAGAUCCUUGGACGCAUCAACAAGUGCCAAGAGCUCAAAGCAGAGUUGGCUAAAGCGAGUGACAAGCUAUUGGAAAUCGAGGAAAAGAUCAGAACCGCUGGCAACGCUUAUCCGGCAAUAGCGAGGUCGAGUUUACCGAAGGAACUUCAAGCUCUUCAGCAACGGCGCGAGGGUGUAGCGAACCACGCCGACAAGGUCAGCGCGACUCUCGUGGCCUUUUUGACGAAAUUGUAUCACGAGAAAUUCGGCGCGCUGCAACGCAUGGUUGCUACCCACAAGGAAAAAGUUCUUUGGUGCGAACCGGAAGAAAGCAGCGACCGUUACAACCUCGAGGUCAAAAUGGCUUCGUUGCUCGACGUUGGCGCUGGAAUCGUCGAUUGUGAGGCUAGAAAAGCCGACACCGACGGUUCCCUGGCCCUUCUGGAAACUGUUGAGAGCAACGAGACGACGGUCGCGCUCAGGGUCGAACGCGACAAAGUCGCUGCCGAUCUGGAGUCUCUCAAACAGAGCCACGCCAAAAUAAAAACCGUUCUCGAGCGCAAUAUCGCUCUUUGGCAACGAUAUGAACUCGGCUCGGAAAACGUUGUUUCGUGGUUGAAGGACAUGGAAAAUCGGAUCAGAAGCGAAGGCUCGUGUCUCGUUGAAUUGCCUGACGUCGAGGCGAAAAUCAAGGAAAUUGACAAUCUCCAGAAAAUUGUUGUCGGCUAUCAGACCGAAGUUGACGAACUGACCACCCUCGGUGGAGAAAUCCUCAAAGUCAGUCCGGAAUCCCGGGUCGGACAGUACGUCGGACACCUGAAUACCCGGUACCAGGCUAUUAUCAAAUUUUUAUCACAACACUCAAGAAAAUUACAAGAACUCAAGGACGGCAGGGACGAGUACAAGACUCACGUCAGAGAGUUGGAGGUUUGGAUCAACGAGGCUGAGAAAAAGCUCAAGAGCUUCGAAGGCAUCAGCGGCCCAAAGCCCAUCACGUUCUACCAAUCGAGACUCAAAGAGCUCAGAGCUUUUGCCAACGAUCGCGAGAUGGGACAAACCGUUUUGAACAAAACUGCCGAAGCUGGUGAAGCACUGUUUCCUCGUAUCACACCCGAACACAGGGAAGCGAUGAGAGGAGAAUUGAGGAAUUUGAGAAAUCGCGUUGAUGCAGUCUCCGAUUGGGCCAAUUUGAUUUACAAGAAGAUCGAAAGCGACAUGAUGCAUCGGUCUUCUUUCGAGGACAAAUAUUCUCAGGUGAAACAAUGGCUGAUUGACGCUCAAGCAAAACUGGGCGACAAGCAAGACCUCCUGCCGAGUCUGCAAGAGAAAAAGCUCGCGCUACACUCGUACAGAGCAAUAGCCCAAGACGUCAGUGUCCACCGGAACAUUUUGGAGCAGCUUCAGGAAAGACUGGGCACUGUGCCGGAUGACGAGGCCAGUGAGAUGCUGUCAAGCGUGAUCGAGGCUUACGAGAAGCUCUCCGGAGACGUGGAAGAUCGUAUAGGCAUCGCGGAAAAGCACGUUUCGAAUCACGAGGCCUACUUGCAGACUUUUGACAAAGCGAAGGAUUGGAUAAGUACGAUAGUUAACGAGGCGAGUGCUCUGAUCGAUGCUGAUCUGUCGGUUGAGCGAGAAUCAGCGAAAUCACGAAUAUCCCAAUUGGACAAUAUCCUCCAACAAAAAAGCGAAGGCGACCGUAUCCUGGAGGAUUGCAAUCAACAAUUGAACAUAAUUUUGGAGCAGACGUCGAUCGCUGGUCAUCCGACGUUGCUCAAAGGUUUCGAGAUCCAGAAGAAAAUAUGGCAAGACUUCUUGGGGCAAUGUACAGCGACGCGUGAGAAAUUGAAUCGGAUGUUCGACCAAUGGGCGGAAUUCGAGAAGGUUGUGGAGGCCCUGGAGGCAUGGACGAAGAAUAUCGAAUCGCAGGUGAAGGACCAGAGUCUCAAGAGCACCGAGGAUGCGAAGAGAGCUUAUUUGACGAAGCUGAAAAAAUUGGAAGAGGAAAUCGCUGCGAAGGCGCCCGAGUUCAACGCAGCUGUGGAGCGGAGGGAAGCCGGAAUCGAAGCCGAAUCCGAACUGGCGAGUAGGAUAUCCCGGCAGGCAACGAAAUAUCAGGCUCUGAGAAAUCAGGCGAAAGAAGCUGUCUCGAGAUACGAGCAAUUCGUCCGAGAGCACGCAGCGUUCAACGAGAGAUACAACGAUUUCCUUGCCUGGGUCAACGACGUGCGCGGGGAGCUCAGGAAACACAGCGAGAUCGUCGGCGACCUCACGGUCCUUCAGAGCCGCCAGAAAAACAUUCGCGAUCUCGGAGACACGAGGACGAAAGAAAACGCUCGUUUCGAAUCGGUAAUCGAUCUCGGCGAAAAAUUGUACGCCCAAACAUCCCCCGACGGACGUGAAAUCGUUCGACAGCAAUUGAGAAAUCUUCGCACUCUCUGGGACGGCUUCAGCGAAGAUUUGCAAAACGCGACACAGAAAUUGGACCAGUGCCUCAUGCAAUUCGCCGAAUUCUCAUUGUCUCAGGAACAACUCACAGCGUGGCUGCGAGAUGUCGAACGCGCGAUGCACCAGCACACCGAACUCAAAUGCACCCUCGAAGAGAAACGCGCCCAACUGCAGAACCACAAAAUCAUGCAUCAAGAGAUCAUGUCGCAUCAGACUCUGGUCGAGUCCGUGUGUGACAAGGCUCAACAACUUGUCGAUCAGACCAAAGACACUUCUCUGAACGUCUAUCUCCAAUCGAUCAAACAAUUGUUCCACAAUAUCGUGGCUAAAUCCCAAGAUUUGCUUGAAAAUCUCGAAGACUGUGCAGACAAACACCAUCGUUUCAAUAUCGAAUGUAAAAAGUUCCGCGAUUGGCUCAACUCCGAGCGUGAAAAGUUGAUCGACUGCAAUGAUAUCACCGGCGAAAGAAGCGACAUUUCACGGAGGUUGGCCAACCUGGCGACGCUCAAGGCUGCUCAGAAUCAAGGCAGAGAACAACUCGCCAGGAUUAAAGAAUUCGUCGAUGCUGUGGCCAAGAGCACUGCCCCCAAAGGCCAGGGUGCUCUGACUAAAGAAGUCAACAUUCUCGAAGCGAGUCUGCAGCAACAUCUCAGCGAAAUUGAAACCAUCGAAUCGAAACAAAACGCAGCUCUACAAAAAUGGCAAGACUUCGAGGCUCAGUUGGACGUGCACACUAAAUGGUUCCGCACGAUGGAAGCUGCUUUCAGAGAUCAACAGCUGCAGCCGAACCUCAUCGAAAAGGAAGCGAGACUUCGUACCUUCCAAGAAAAACGUGAAACGAUUUUGAAAGCUGAGAAAGAGAUCGACGAAUUCGUUGACAAAUCUCACAGUCUCUUGCACUCGAGCGGGGUUGAACGCAUCAAACCUUUGGUAUCACAAAUAAGCAACAGGUAUCAAUCAUUGCACGUGUUGAGCAAAGAAGUGCUGAACCGUUGCGAGUCGAUCGUCGACGAGCACAGAGCUUACGAGGACAAAUUACGAGCGAUCGAUGCUUGGCUCACCCCUCUGGAGCAACAUCUCGUGGCUCUGAAGAAAGAAGAAAUCGGGGGUAAUCUCGAGGCUAAAACAUCGCGUCUCCAGGUUCUCCUGGCGGAACGUGAACAAGCUGAAAAUCGUUUGGCGAGUUUGAACGCAGCUGGCGAGAGAAUUCUUCCUGCAACUUCGGCUCAGGGACGCGAAACCAUUCGACAGGAGCUGAGAAAGACUCGCGAACGAUGGGACAACCUCGCUGAGGGUAUCCACGAACAACAGAAAAAACAGGACGCUCAAUCCUUACAGUGGACCAGCUACCAGGACACUUUACAACAAAUUUUGUCCUGGCUCGAUAAUAUGGAACGUGCCACCAAGGACUCCUCCUCCACGGCUUGGUCUUCCCUGCAGGAAAUUCGAUCGAAGCUGCUCAAGGGAAAGACGAUGCACCAUGAGAUUCUGGCCCACAAGCGCAUCGUCGAGGCAAUAUCCGAAAAGGCGAACGCCCUGGCUCAAGUAGCGCAAGUCCCGAGCGACAUUCGCGAGACGGUGUCCUCGGUGUCGAGUCGUUACGAAAAACUCGUUGACGCUUCGCAAAAGAGCAUCGCCAAUCUCGAAGGACUCGUCGACAUAUUCCAACAGUUCCAAGAUUUGCAAAAGGCUUAUCAGGAUUAUCAGAAACAGCAGUGGGAGAGGUUGGCUAAUUACAGCGAUUACACCGGAAACAAAGCUACUUUACAGGCGAGAUUGGCCAAAGUAAUCGAGAUUCAGGAUAGCCAGUCGGAGGGAGACAUCAAACUUAAUGUUCUUGCAGAACACGUCGCUCACAGCGCCCAAAGUUUACCUCCCAGAUCCCAAGAAUUCAUGGAAAGGGAUUUAGCUAAUCUGAGAUUCGACCAAAAGAAGUUUGCAACGGCAGUCAGCGACGUAGUGCGAAGUAUCGAGGAGCGAAUCCAGCAAUGGAGCGAGUACGAGAAUUCUCUGGAGCGUUUGCUGGCCUGGCUCUCGGAAGCUGAGGCAUCUCUGAAGAAUUAUGCUCUCAGGAAUACUCUCGACGAGAAGAAAGAGCAGCUCGAAAGAUAUCAGGAACUACAAAAAUUAAUGGAAACACGGACUUCGGAUCUAAGCGAAUUGAUCAGCAUCGGCGAUCACUUGGAUCAAGCUCUCAUCGUGAAUCUGCGACACCACGAGGCUGAGUUCGACAAAAUAAGCGAUGAUUCCUCCGAACUAAUCGAGAUCAGCGGCGAGAGCAGAUUUUCUGCCAGCGUUCAACAAGUUACCUCCCGAUUCCAAUCGAUUCAAGCAACCGCGAAGGAGCUCGUGAAAAAGUGCGAACAAGCCGUUACCGACCACGCGAGUUACCUCGAGCGUUACAAGCAAUGCACCGAGUGGCUGUCAGCCUCGCAAUCGCAGUACCAAUCGACGCGAGGGAACGCGACAGCGACGAGACAACAAUUGGCAAUGAACGUGGAGACUUUGAGGGAAUUAAUGUCGCGUCAGGCUUCAGCGAUUUUGUUGAUGAACAACACGGUCGAGGCUGGUGAACGCUUGUACCCGAGCACGGGUGCGGAAGGACGUGAAAUAAUUCGACAGCAAUUAUUGGAUCUUCAGCAAGCUUUGGAGAGUCUGUACGACGGUGUGACGGCGACUGAGCGUGAAAUACAAGUGAAAAUAUCCCGUUGGUCAGGAUUCGACGAGUCGAGCGAAGCUUUCAGCGAGUGGCUUGACCUGAUGGAGGAUCAAAUGAAAACUGAGAUCGAGUUGAAAACUACACUCGACGAGAAAAGAGCUCAGCUCCACAUUUAUCGCACCUCGUUGCACGACGUCCAAGCGCAUCAACAAGACUUGUUCGACUUGUCUGACAAGGCUGACAACCUGCCGGAUCGUACGGAAAAAAUAGACAAAAUUCUUAAUGCUCUGACGAAAAGACACGCUGCGAUACUCAAACGAUUGCACGGCUUCGUCGAGCGUUACGAGGGCAUCGUAAGCGACCACCAGCAAUACAGCAAGGCUGUUCUCGACACCCACGAGUGGCUUGAUGCCACCCACAACGCCGUCAACAUGUGGGGCGAUGCCGAACUCGAAAGAGUCUCCUUGCACACGAAUCUCGAUCGCCUGAAAAACUUACAACUCAGCUUACCCGAGGAAGAGCCCCGAGUCCAACAGAUCCGAGCACUCGGCGAAAAGGUCAUUCCCGGCACACUCGAAUCCGGACAAAUCAACAUUAGAUCUCAAAUCGAUUCGUCCCAACAAGAGUGGGAAGGCUUAGCCUCCGCUAUCAAAACGACCAUCGAUACACUCGAAAAUAAAUUGGCGCAAUGGAACGAAUUCGAAGCCAUGAAGGAACGAUGCCUCAUCUGGAUACGCGACACCGACACGAAGCUCCAUGCUGUCGAUCUCAAAGCCACUUUUGCUGAGAAGAAGGAACAACUCGAAAGGCUCAGACUUCUUCAGGGCGAGGUACGAGCGAAAGAAUUGGAAAUCGAUGCCGUCAGCGAACGAGCCCAACAACUGCAAAAGAACGUGUCAUCGAGAGCAUCCAAUGUGCCUGAGCUUGGAAUAAAAUAUCAGCAGAUAUCGAGCAAAGUGAAAGAACUGAACAAUCGCUGGCAACAAUAUGUUACCAAUCAUCAGGACUUUGACAAUCAAUUGUCCGAGUGUACGAGAUGGCUCGAGGGAAUUCGGGACAAGCUCGAUUAUUGCUCCGAUCUGAGCUCAAGUACGCAGAGGGAUUUGGAAAGCAAAAUGGAGAUUGUUCAGGAUCUUCUUUUGUACAAAGAGGAUGGAUUUGCUAAGGUUCAAGGAAUCGUCGAGUUGGCGCAAACGGUUCUUGCGAACACAGCACCCGCUGGCCACCGCUCGAUAAACGAGGCCUUGGCAAAUCUCCAGGAGCAAUGGAGUGCGCUGGCUUCGAAGAUGCUCGAAACGAAAACGAACCUGGACGACUCGAUAAACAAGUGGGCCGGCCUCCUCGAGCAAAUCCAAUCGAUCAACAAAACGGUCGAAUACAUGCAGGCUUCGAUCAAUGAGAUAUCGCAGUUCCAGACAACGAUGACAGAGAAAAGGUCACAGCUGGAGCGCAUCAAGGCACUCGAAGAAAAAGUACGAUGCGAGAAUAUCGAAGUUGACAGUUUGAAGACAAAAGUGGCAGAGAUGAUUGCGAGCAGUCAACAGGGUGUCGCAGCCUCCGAGGCACAAGGCAUACUCAACAAAUUUGAUGUACUUUUUGAGAAAAUCAAAUCGUUGCUCUCUGAGAAGGAAGAUCAGUACAAAGAUCACCGUUUGUACAAAGAGGCGCAGGACGACCUCGUUGCCUGGCUGAGUAGAGCUCGAGAAAAAAUGCCAACGAUGAAGCAGCGCUCGCUGAGCGACAAAUUGGCCAUUGAAAACGCUGUUGCCCCACUCGAAAGUCUGCUAAACAAAAAAGCCCAAGGCGAAUUGUUGGUUGAGCAUUUACAGCACACCGGACAAGUCGUCUGCGCGAGCACGAGUCCCCAAGGUCAAGGGGUUAUAAGAAACGACAUAAGGGCUUUGACGGAGAGCUUUGAGAGCCUCUUCCGAGACAUACAACAGCAAAAGGAUCAAUUGGAAUCGACGGUGAGCCAAUGGAGAGAUUACAAGGACGAGUAUGAGCGGCUGAGCGAUUGGCUCCAACAGUUUGACAUUCUCAUCAAAGCUCAAAAGAAUUCGCUCCUCCCGAACGUCCAGGAAAAGGAGAAGCAGGUCAAAGAGGUCAAGGACAUACUGGAAAAUUUGACGAAGGGACAGGAACAGAUUGACAAAUUCAAUAAAACAGCUGGUGCCUUGCUCUCCUCACAAUUGGAUACUUACAUAAACAACCAACUUCGACAUCUCAACUCACGCUAUCAGGUGCAAGUGAAUCUUGCCAGGGACGUUUUGAACAAAGUGGAAACGAAUCUGGCACAGCAUCAAGAGUACGAAGCUAAUUUGAGCAAAGCACGCGAAUGGAUCGAGAAUGCGAAACAAAUAAUACGGCAAGGAAGCGAGGCCGCGUCCUCGAGCAGCCGCGAGGAGCUUCAAAAUCGGCUGGACAAAAUUCAGGAGUUACUGAGAAAAAGAGAGGAAGGACAAAAUUUGGUGCAUCUGACGGUCAAUUGCGGAGAAAAAGUCGUCCGCAAUACGAGAUCCGAUGGUCGCGAAGAGAUCAAUGCACAGCUCAAAGAGAUUCAGAACGACUGGGAACGCUUGGUGAAAAAAAUAUCAACGACGAAAGUUCACCUCGAAACGAGUCUAUUGCAAUGGGCCGAUUACAGCUCUUCGUAUUCCCAAUUGCAACAAUGGAUCAACGAUCGCGAAGCGAAACUCCAACAGGUCUGCGAGCACAAAGUUUCCAAAGCACGGAAAGGGCUUGCUGGCCUGAACUCUUUGGCCAUAGGCGAGAGGAAAGCCAAUCUUCGCCAGACGAAUAGCAUCGUUCAAGACAUCGUUGCCUUUGAACCUAUGAUACAAUCGGUCGCCACCAAAGCUGAAGACCUUCGACAAGCUACACCAGCCACCGAAAUCUCCAUCAAAUACGAGACACUCAGCAAACAAGCGCAGGAGCUCUACGCCAAACAGAAAGAGACUGUUGAACAGCACCAAGCCUUCAUCGACAGCGGUAACGAAUUCGUCCAAUGGAUCCGCGUCGCCAAAGAACGUCUCGGAAAGUGCUCCGAACCAACCGGCGACAAAGAAUCACUCGCCAGUAAAAUCAGCCAACUCAAAGUCCUGGAGAGCGAACUUCCUGAUGGACAGAAAAAACUCGAGAGAGCUCUCGAACGUGGCAAUGCCGCGUGUCAAAUUGCCGAUUCCGAGGACAAAGAAAUUAUUGAGGAAGAAGUUGCCCUUUUGCAGGAAGAGUACGACAAUUAUGUAGACUCGCUGAACAGUACGAAGAGCUUGCUAGAAGUCGGAAUCGUCAAAUGGACGGAAUACGAGGACCAGUUUUCCGAGGCCGCUGAUUGGCUCACGCAAACCGAGCAGUUGGUGCAGCCCUUCAACAAACUGCAGGACAGUCUCGAAGAGAAGAAAAAUGUUCUGGAAAGGUUCCAGGUUCAUUUGCAGACUCUCUUCGACUGGCAGAAGGAACUCGAUCGUCUGAAUAUGAAAGCUCAGAUGCUUCUAGAGACGUGUGCAGAUACGAGGAUUUCCAAUGCUAUAACGCAACUCACUACGAAGUACAACGCUCUGCUGUCACUCGCCAAGGAAAUCAUGAGACGUCUUGAGUUGCACUAUCAGGAACACCAGCAGCACAAUACCCUUUACCAAGAGUGUCAAGACUGGAUCGAGCGUACUCGAGACAAGCUCGGCGAGUGUAAAGAGAUUCCGUCAACAUUGCCGGAAGUCAACAACAAGCUGCACACUUGCAAGGCCAUUAGGCAAACUCUCGAACAGGGACAGAACAAACUCCGCUAUGCCCUUGAGCUCAAAGAAAAGGUCAUAAUGAACACCGAGCAAAACGGCGCAGCCAAGAUACAAGAAGACACGGAGAACCUGAAGAGUGAAUUCGACAAGCUGUUGGCCGACGUUGAGGACGCCAGACAAAGACUCGCUGCGAGAGCUACCGCCCUUGAGGAACUGAACAAACUUCAUCGACUGAUCACCGAUUGGAUCGAGGAAGUUGAGGGUAAAGUCAGACCCGAAGAAGUUUAUCGUAAUGAUUUGAGCGAAAAACGUGCACUGCUGGAAAAAUAUCGCACCGCGCAGAGAAAUAUUCAAGGCCAUGCCGAUACCAUUGAUCGCUUGAAGUCUCGUCUUCGGGAAGACCAGAGCAUUCCCAAAGGUCCGUAUGAGACUACCAUUGGGAAGUACGAAGAACUCAAACGAUUGGUAACGGAAAAAAUCAAUAAUCUCGAGGACCAAGUUGGAGAACACGAAAAAUAUCAACAAGCUUACAACGAAGCUGCCGAUUGGGUGAGACGAACGAAGGUUGAAAUUCAACAAUACAGCAUGACUCACGGCGAGCGCGAAAAGGUUGCCGAGCAUGAAAAGAAGAUCAACGAGAUCGCGUCGACGAUGCCAAAGGGGGAGAUCCUUAUAUCGAAGGUUUCGGAUCUGAGCGGGACGGUGAUCUCAUCUUCAGGCCCCGAGGGACAAGAAGCCAUACGGCAGGACGUCAGACAGUUGCAACUGGAUUGGAAAUCUCUGCAGACUAGUUGUCAGGAGUCUCAGCGGACUCUGGGUAAUUGUAUAAACAUGUGGUCCCAAUUUUCGACGGCUUUGGACGCGAUGAAGAAAUGGCUGGAUCAUUUCCAAAAUCGUGUCAACGCCGAACAAUCUAAGGAAAACAAAACGCCGGAAGAUUUGGAACGUUGCAAGCAUCUGGUUGACGAAGCAAUGCGACAAAAACCUGUGCUCGAAGAAUUGAAUGACAAAUGUGAGGCUCUGCUGGAAAUGAGCGCCUGCAGUUGGGCCAGAGACAAAACUGUUCAGUUGCAAUCAACCUACACUGCUCUGUUGACCGAGGCACAGGGCCUGGUCUCCAAGGUCGAGAAGAAUCUUUCCGAUCACACCGAAUUCCUCAAGGCGAAGAAAGAAAUGGUCGAUUGGCUGCAAACUGCUCACGGCUCUGUUCAAGAUUGUGUGGGUCAAGGUGACAUUGCCUGGGCCAAGGACAAACUGGAGACGACCAAGAUGGUAGCAACUCGGGUCACCGAAGGUCAGCAUCUUUUAUCGACCUUGCAAAACGCAUUCGGCAAAGCCAUAAACACAGCUUUACCCGAGCAACAGGAGCAAUUGCGCCAAGACAUGGCGGAAUUGCGUUCCAGUUGGGAGAAACUGAGCAUCGAUCUGAAGACGGUCCAGGCCCAGGUGAAGUCGAUCUUGACCAGAUGGGAGGACCACGCGGAAGCUUACGAAAGAUUCAAGCAAUGGCUCGACGAGACGGAGAGCGGAAUGCAGAACGUGCCUAACACGAAGGGCGAGAUAGGCGAGAUGAAAACGCUGCUGGAACGUUGCAAACACAUUCAGGAAGAGGUAACGAACAAAAAGUCAGAUUUGGAUCAGAUCCUUGAGGAGUCAACAGAAUUAGCGAGUUGGGCUAAGAACAAUGCGAGCAUAGAAGAGGCGAGGGUUCUCGAAGCAAGGUGGAAAGCUCUGGGUAAACUUGUUGGAGAACAAAAAGAAUUGGUGGAGAACGAGAUGCAAGAAUACAACGAUUAUCACACUGCUCUCCAAGACACCGAAAAGUGGUUGUUGCAAAUAUCCUUCCAGCUGAUGGCCCACAAUUCUCUUUACAUUACGAACAAGGAACAAACUGUACAGCAGAUAAAACAGCACGAGUCGUUGCUCGAAGACAUUCGCAAAUAUCAGCGUCAUCUCGACGACCUCAAGGCUAAGGGACAGGCGCAGAUAGAUCGUUACAAAUCCGUUAAUCCUGCAAUUCAAUCAACGAUACAAACCCAAUUGCAAAACGUCCAGGACAGUUACAACUCGUUGUUAGGUACGGCGGUCCAAAUUAAAAAUCGUUUGGACGAGUCUCUCGCUAAGUUCGAGGAAUACGAAAACACUUUGGAGAGCAUCAUGAAAAAUUUGGACUCUUACGAGCCUGAAAUCGCUCGUGAACUGGAAGCUCCGCUCGACACUUUGGAGUCAGCGGAACACAGUCUCGAGGGAGCUCGUACUUUGCACAAUAAAUUGCAGGCUGAGAAAGCUCGGCUUGCUCAAGCUGUGGAAGCCUGCGAAGCCGCUGCUGCUUGUGUCUCCAGACCAGGAAGUCCUUUGGAUGCUCCACCCGUUCAAAUCCCUGCGAGAGAAGUGGAAGUUCGCACUCGACUCGAAGACCUCAUCGACCAGACUGAUAAGGACUCGGACUGCAGACUCGAAGCGCUUCUCGAUAGUCUCGAGCGCAAUGGUGUUUUAGACAAAUUAAACCAGAUGUGUCAAAAGAUGCAAACGCACUUGGCAAAUGUGACGAAAUCAGUUGGCGAAUUGGAGGAACAAGCGCGACAAAAGAAUGCUUUGCGAAGCUGGGUGAACCAACAGCGAGCAUUGUGCUCCGAAUGGAAAUCUCGACCGGCGAAGUUACGCUCCGAAGCGGCGCAAGCGGAACUUCAAGCUAUGAACGAACUGCUCGGCAGCGUGGGUGAGCGAAGAACUCGCGCCAUGACGGAACUCGCGAUCCUCCGUGACGGACAGGACGACGACCUCGAGGAUGGCCUCAACAAACUCGAGAUCGAAUUGGUCGAAGCGAUUGGCGAAAAACAAUCGACCCAAGAUCUCAUACAAAAGUAUCGAUCGCAGGUCCAGGAUAUACAGGCCUGGUUCGAUUCGCUGUCGAAAAAAGUCGAUGUCAUCGAACGUGGCAGCGGACUGACGAUUGGCCAGAAGAUCGCAGCCGUUAAGGAGAUUACCACUGAAUUUGAAUCCCAAGGACCCGGACGGCUCGACGAAGUUAAAAAACUCGGGGAUCAAGUUAUGGAUUCCGUUAGCAAUCUCGACUCCCAGCAGAUCGAGGAACAGAUCAAAUCGGUUGAACGCCGCUACGCCGAUAUUGGCAAAAAGUUACAGAGGAAAGCACAAGUUCUGGACAUGACUGCUCAGGGCAUCGAAGCCACGAGGAAAGAGAUCGAGGAUAACCGCGAAUGGAUCGGCGAGAAAAAACAACAGGCUCGGGCUUCUGGGUUCUUGGGCUUCGAGAGCAAACAGGCAGAAGAAAAAGUUUCCGCACUCAAGGCAAUGUUGAAAGAAGCCGAAGGAAAGAGCGUCGUAAUCGACAGUCUGGAGAAGCGAGUUGGAAAUAUGCAGAACGAGUUGGAAUCGAGCGAGCAGCAGCAAUUGGAGUCGGAUACGAAGGCGUUGCGGGGCGAGCAGGCGGAAUUGUGUUCGAUCCUGCGAGAGGAAAUAUCAGCGGCAACGGCAGCAGCGGAUGCUCGGCGCAAGCUCGAGGCUGACCUGGAGAACGCGAGGUUGUGGAUUAAAUCGAAGCACAACGACUUGAAGAAAUUGAGCGGUUAUUUGCCAUUGAGAGCGGCCCGAGUGGAGCAAGAUAUGAAGCAGCACGCAGGCUUGGAGGCGGACGUGAAAAAGUUCAACGAGAAGAGCCUCAACGACGUGCUCAAGCAGGCGAACAAUAUGUUGAAGGAAUGCAACGAGGAGGACCGCGCGAGACUCCAGUCGCUCCUCGACGCCAUCAACCAGGACUACGAAGGACUGCAACGCGAAGCUGCGGAGAAACAAGCUUCCCUCGCGGAUCUGUUGCAGGGUCGUAAAGCGUUCGAAAACGAGAUCGACAAGUGCCAGAGAUGGAUAAAGGAGGCCGAGACAGCAACGUCCUCGGAGAUUCGCACGUCCAGCGUCGAUUUACUUCGCGAGCAGUUAGCCAAGUACGAUCGCCUCAAACAGGAGGCCAAAUCGUACGGUGACGACGUCGAAAAGAUCAUGCAACAGGGCAAGUCGAUAUUGCCGACCGUCAGUGACGCGGACAAGCUCGAACUGAACGAUCAACUGAAGAACAUGAAAGACUCGCACAGCCGGGUCGCCGACAUCAUCAACGAGCGAGCAUCUUCUCUGGAAAAGAGUAUCGCCGAGGCUGAAGAAGCUGCGGCCAGAGUUGCCGAAGCCGUACAAUUCAUGACCGACAUCCAACGAGAACUGCAGGAUUUGAACAAACCUAUCGGCUCGAGGGUGGAAGACGUCGAGGGAAUGCUCGACGCCUACGAAAGAAUCUUGCGCGACCUCAAGGACAACAAAGCCAAACUGUCCGAUCUGCAGUCCGCAAAUGUCGGCGACCUUCACGGGAUCGUCGCCCAACAGGACGAUCUGAUCCGAGCUCUGGAAGCUCAGAUCGCUCGAUUGCGAGCGCUUCUGCUCCUGCGCCAACAAUUCCUCGCUCUCAUCACCGAAAUCAUGACUUUUAUCACAAAAUACACGGGCAUUGUCCACGAUAUCGAGAAACACGACGGCACUACCGAGGAAAAGAUUAAACGUUACGACGACGUCAUACUCAAGAUCCAGGAGUGCGAAGCCAGUUUGGCCAGUGCCACUGACAAAGGACAACAAAUAGCUGCGGACGGUUCAGCCGCUGAUAGGAAUAACGUCACCGAACAGCUCCAAUCCCUCAAACAACAAUUGCAAACGCUCAGGCGAGCUGUCGAGGCACAACGCGAACAACACGAACUCGCAGCUGCCGAACAUCGCAGAUUGGCUGAAGAAUUGGCUGACAUACUCGACUGGCUCGAAAACAAGGAAAAGGAAAUCAAAUCCCGACCACUCCUCGAACGCGCCGCCGAAAGCGUCGAGGCUGAAAUCGAAAAACACAAAAUUCUUUGCUCCAGCGUGAACGAAUACUUGGACAAGAUUCGUGAGAUGAAGGAAUCCGUUCGCCACGAGGAAGGGAUGCCCGGUUCGCUCAAAGAGAUGCUCAGCGAAGCUGUUUCUCUUCUUUCAUCUCUCCCCAGAGAAAUGGACGAUCGUGGCACAUAUCUCGAAAAUAAUUUGCAAAUGCGUCUCGAUUACAACAUUCUGUCGGACAAGCUGCACAGCUGGGUCAGAGAAGCUGACAUCAGGCUGGCCAGCGACAAGGAUGGCCUCGAUUUCGAGAAUAUUCUCAGUGACCUGGAGGAACAUAAGAUAUAUUUCAGUUCCGAAGCAUCGAUUCGCGAGCUCGUGUCGCAGCAGAUUCAACAGGCAGCCGAUAAGAUAUGGCCGUCGCUCAAUAGUUCGGAGCAAGAAGAACUGAGUGGCGAGCAACAACAGCACACACAGUUACUGAAAAACACACUUAACACGGCCAAGUCUCAACGUGCGCGACUCGAACAAGGCGCCGAAACUUGGCGCGAUUAUACUCAGACCCUCGAGCGAGUUAGGGCUGUUAUAGCGAGAACGAGAUUCACCGACGAACCCGUCUCAACUCUAGCCGGAUUGCAAUUCAACAUUCAAAAAAUUACUCACGCCCUCAACGACAUUCAGAAUCAACAAUUCGAGCUCGAUUUGCUAAACGAGCGUGGUCAAGAAGUACUGCAAUUGGCCGAUACGUCGAAUAAAAAAUCGAUCGAGACGCAGUUAUCGGUAACGAGUGCCGAAUGGCAAGAGCUAGUUUCCGGUCUCGAGGGACGUCGGGACGCUCUCGAGUUACUUUCGCGACACUGGGAGGAAUUCGAGACGAGAUGGAGCCAGGCGGAAACGCGGGUUAACGUUAACGAGGAGCGUGGCAAGCUCGUCGACAGCGUAGUGAGAUCGAAGCAACAACUGUGCGACACUAUUAAGGGGCUGGACGAAUUGAUGAGUGAGGCAGAAAAGCUCCAGCCUGCAACUGACGAGGUGAGAUCACUCGCCGGUCCUGUACUCACCUACCUCGGCGCCUUCGCCGAAACACCUGCACGCCAACUCGAGGAACGAAUCGAUAAACUUGAGAAGUCAGCGGAAGCGCUCGUCGAUUCGCUCCGGGAUAAAGCGAGAAAAGCGAGCGAGGAUCUCGAGUCUUUCGUCAACGACGAAAACGAAGUUAAACGGCUGACAGAACUCUUGGAAUCGGAACACGAUCGUAUAAAAGAUCUUUACGUGUACGGUGCCGAUCAGGAUAGGACGGAAGAGGAAUUGUCAGAGUUGAGGAAUAAACUCGAGAGGCUCGUUGAUUCGGUGAAGAAGUUUUCGGGAAGCACUAAGGCGCGGUAUCAAUCCAGCCAGCAGUUGGUACCGAGCGAUUUGGCACAGCAGUUGACACAAUUGGAAUUGACAGCGGAAAAUACGACACAAACGAUGGACGAGAAACAGAGGGAACAGAAACGCGCGAGGACUACGAGGAGCGAUUAUUUGAGGGACGUCGAAGAGUUACAAGCUUGGAUACGACAGGCCGAGCUCAAAGUUCAAGAUCGAUCGAUCGAACCGUCGAGAUUGCGCGAAUCGUUGCGACAGAUACAGAACGAGCUUGGACCCAUGUCCGACAGGCUCGAACGACUGACGAAAAAUGGCCAAACCAUCGCUGAAAAUACUCGCGACGAAGAGGAGAAAGAAAUUAUUGGUAAAACCAUCGGCAAUUUGACUGAUCAACUUGCACAAGUGAGGUCGUGGCUCGAUGAGAAGAAACAACAAGUUGGCGAUAUUAUGGACGCCUGGCAAAGAUUCCUCGUACUUUAUGACGCUGUCAAAACUUGGAUCGAGGAAAAGAGGGUUUUCCUUGUCGAACCCCUCACCCUCACCAGCCUCGUACAAACCAGGCAGAGGCUACACGAUUACUCGACCGCGGUAAAGAGCUGCAAACAGGUGAACAAGAAUCUCAGCGACAUGGGCAAAGAAUUGGAGAGUAUCGGUCAAGUGACGAGCGUAGGUGAUUUACCGGAGAAAUUAGCCGAGGUCGAGGAGGCCAAGGUUCAGGUCGAGGGACAAUUGUUGGAAAGGAACGCUUUACUGCAAGAAACGAGCGAGGAAUGGGAACAAUGUGAGAAAAAGAUGAAAGACGUUAAAGGAUGGCUGGAGAAGGCGCGACAGAGCCUCGAUUCGGCGCAAAAUAAAAAGAAACCAUUGCGCGAUCAGCACGCUAUAAGAGAAAAAAUGCUUAGCGAUAUUGCUAUACAAAAAACAAAGAUAUCGAUUUCGGUGGAAAAGCUUCAGGUACACUUCCGUUCCGGUAUCGGUGGUGAUAAUCGUAUAAGCGAAACGGCCGACGAGAUGAUCAAUGAGCUCAACAGUCUCAAUGACGUCGUCAAGGAACAAACCAAUUCUUUGGAAGCUUGUCUCGCACAGAUCGAUCAGUACCAACAGGAAAUUCAGCAACUGCGACAGCAGAUAGUACAGGUGGAGCAACAGCUGAGAAGCGUGCUCAGCCCGACUUAUCUUCCGAAUGACAGGGAGAAGGCUUUGCAAGAGCAACAGGCCUUACAGACAAGCAUCGACAAUCGAAGGCAACGAACAAGAUUCCUGAUGGAUCAGAUUCAUACUCUGGACCCGUACUAUGUGCCGCCAACAGAAACGAACCCAUCGAGGCAACUUGGUCAGAUAUCAUACGCCGACAUUGCUGCCGGCCGUUCGAGCCCGAAUUCUCGAACGUCGAGUCCUUAUCGAGCUGGCCAACACGAGAAUCUGCCUCCUCCUUCGUUACAGCUGCUGGACACCAGUAAAAUCCUUCGUCCCGUGAGCGUGAGACCGAACGAGGUUGUUAAGACUGUUACGGAUGACGCGGACUCGGAAAAUAUUGAAAUUGAAGAAACUCCGGUGAAACGAGAGAAAACUCAUUCCGAGUGUAAAGAGCCGAAAGAGGUGAAAAUAUCUGGAGACACUUCCGCUGGAAAUAGCAGUAAAAACAAAAACUCGAACGCGGCACGUCGGGGACGUUCGCCGACGAGGAAACCCGCGAAGCUUCCUCGAAAAGAGGAAACGUCUGGGAAAAAAAAUAUUCCACAAAUUCAAGUUGCCAAAACUAAGGAACAGCACCAAGAGACGAACCGCAACAUCGUCCCGAGUAAAUUAACCGUCGCCGACGCUUCGAGCAAUCUCGCCCCAGUUGACGACUCCCGUCGACGAUCACCGAGUCCCAUUUGGUUACCGGGUUCAACCUCGUACGCCGAUAUACUCCGCGGCCGUAUGCAAGAGGCCAUGGCUGCCAAUAUGACGCAGCAAGAAAUGAGCGAAAUGAUUCGCCUUUCGGCCAGUGAACAACCGGAAGUUGCUCGUGACACCGAGCAUCCGGAGGUAGCUACCGGAAGUCAACGAGAAGUCUCGAACCUUGGAAAACCCAAAGAAUCAACGGCCCAAGUCACCAGCGAAUUGGACGUUCGAGGGCAAACCUACGACAAUAUGAGCCAUGUACCAUUAGACGUUCAAUCUUGUCCCUCUGCACCGACAAUAGCUUCAAAAGAACCUGGACACUGGCCGAAUGAGCAUCUCGUCGAUUACGAGAUCAUCGAUACCAAUGUUGUUGCGAGUCAUCAACCCACGGAGAUUUAUGACUACGUACAUCCAAUCCCGGAAUUGGUAGGCUACAUAAACACACAGUUGGGCACUUAUCCCGUUGGAUCUUACGUGUACGCGCUUGGUCCCCAACAAGUACAACAGCUCGAUCAAGUUACGAUCAAUCCGUACGAUAGUCACAUUACUUACGCUAACGAAAGUUACGUUCAUCAGGCGAAUUACCUCCCGAGCACGGAGAUCUAUCACGAAGCGAUUCAAGAGCCACAGAAGCAGCAAGCGCCUUCUUCGACCGAGAUGAUUUACCAGGUGCCUGCUACGGCCAAUCCGCAGACGCAGGAAUCAUGCACAAGCGAAGAAACAACCGCGACUUCUGCGGGUGUCACCGAAGCAGACAAUACGCUUUCACAAAAAAAGUCACCGACAGAAACGUCUGGACCGUCGAUAUCCUACGCCAAAAUUCUAUCCCAAGGCUUGCCGCCUCGAGCCACACCAUCGCCCACUAGAAGCUUGACCGCUGAACCGUCGAGGGGACGCUCGCACUCGCCGCACGAAGUUACGCCACCCGAAGCAAAAAUGGCGAAGAGGUUACCCAUUCGGGAAUCUGACAGUAAUACGAGUCAACAGAAAAAGUCUAAGGAACGUGACUGGGAUACGAUCAAGAAAAAAGACUCGAAGAAGAAGGUCCAACCGGAUGAGAAGGUCAAACGGAACGAGGACAAGGGAGAAGAUAGACAGAGGGACUCGAAGAAAGCUAAUAAAAAACAGAACGAACGAUCGGUUGUCCAAGGCAAAUGUGAAACGGAAGCCGAACGUACGAACGAAGAAUCGAGCACAGCAACGAAAACUAUUAAAAUUAACGAUACCUUAGAAACCGAUUCAAAGCAGGCCGAACAAAUAGCGAAGGUGGAAUCGAGCGCAGACCCCGCUCGUGAGAAGAAACGUAGACAGAAAAAGAAAAAACACGAAAAAAGCGAAGGUGACGAGAUUGAUCAAGCUCUGAAAGAAAUUGAGGAUAUGGAUAAACAACAGAAAAGUAAAAUACCGAGAGAAAAACCAAAGGAAACUGCGAAGCUCAAAGACAAUUCCAACGACCUACCGAAGACCCUCGAAGUCAAGCAGGACGGAAAAUCAAAGAGUGAUAAACCCACCGUAAUAUCCCAAGCGAAUAGCGAUUUUGACAAAUCUGUGGAGCAGUCUAAGCAACAAAGUGAUAACAAGACUAAAAAAGCUGCCGGCAGAGGUAAAGAAAAUAAGGAACAAGGUCAAGGGGCCAAUGUAGUCGAUGGCAAAGGAGGAAAAUUGACGGGAACGAAUACCGCGGACACCACGGUUGGAGGAAAAAAUAAAGAUGAUAAAAAACAAAAUGUUAAAACAGAAACUGCAGAGAAUUUGACUAAAAUUGUUAGCACCAACGUCAUUACCGAAAAGCCUGUUGAAAAACCAACCAAAGAAGGCACAGAUAAAAAAGAUCCUGCCCAGGUUAAGAAUGUUUCAGAAACAAAGGAAAAGAAAACUGCUGGUAAGAAAAAAGGUGGUGAACUUCCAACGGUCACUGCCAGCUCAGACAAAAAUGCGGACAAAGGAAAACAAGCAAGUGAAAUAAAGUCUACGACGGAACAAAAAUCCGAAGAUAAAAGCGAAUCGCUUUCCGCGGAACGGCAUGCGCCAGAAAAACCAACAACAAAGACAGUUGGUAAAGGCAAAGAGAAAAAAGAAACGAACAUUUCCGAUUCUAAAGGGAAAAAAGACGAUGCAAGUACUACAAUCGUUGACAAACCUUCGCAAAUGGCUUUGCCAGAGAAAAGUACGGAAAAGCACGUCAAUGAUGAAAAAACUCAGCCGCAAGAGAAGUCGCAAAUUUUACAGGAGCCACUUGUCAUGCAAACGUUGGAUAAAUCGACCAACAAAGGCAAAGAGAAAGACAAACCUAAAGCCACAAAUUUGAAGGAAAAGGAAGCUUCAGGAGAUCACCCCAGUAACGACAAAUCCUCGAGUACAACCGUAGCAGCAAAAAGUGCUGAAAAACAAGUCGAAGAACGGUCUGGAAAAGGUAAAGGUAAGAAGGCCGGCAACACAAACGUUUCUGAGACAGAUAAGACACAGUUGCAAAGCAAAACGGUAAUUGAGGCAUCAAAAACUACGAAAAUUACGGAACAAAGUAAUCGAAAAGAGAUAAUUGAAGUAAAGGAACCUCAUCCGACCGUAACGGAAAAGAGCGGAGGGUCUGUCGCCGUUGAAGAAACGGAGCCGACUAAAACUGAACCAGCAGCGGUAAAGGAUUCUGAGAUCAAAGAGAAACUCGAAAUUGAACACAUCUCAAAGUCUGAGAGCAAAGCUAUCACGCCGGAAGUCGCAGGAACAACAGCGAUGGGAAAAAGUGUCGAAAAACCACGGGGUGAAGCGGAUUGCGCCUCGUCGCCAAAAGGAUCGAAGGACGUAAAAGAAAGGGUAGACAAAUCUGUGGAAAAGGGCAAACGUAGCGAAGAAAAAGUUUCAAGUUCGGUGGACGCUAAGCUAACAAAAAUUUCUAAGACCAAAACUGUCCCUGAAGCAAGCCCUGAUAAGGCUGAAGAAAGUAGUGGAAAAAUUAGUGGCGAUGUGAAAACUCAGUCGAGUGAAAAAUCAAAAGGAAAAACUUCGAUGAUCGAUGUGACGAAACCCAGCAAAGAAAAACCAGCGACUAAACCUGCUGGACAAAAGAGCGAAGAGAAACAACCAUCGGGUGAUGAAGCGAAAGUGGAAAAAUCGGCAAGCAUUGCAAUCAAGGAACAAAGCUCGGAGAAAGAACUUACUGAAACGAACGCAACAGCCUCCAGGCAAUCUGAGCAUGCCAAAGGAAACGUUAAAGAGAAAGGCAGCGCUGGGAAACUCGAGAAAAAAUUGAGCACCGAAAGCCAGGGCGAAAAAGAGCAAAAAGUCACGCCUAUUAUAGAAACCAAACGAAAACAGCCUUCGAAAGGUGAAAAAGCUGUUGAAAAAUCUGUACCGAAUGUAGCUGAAGACAAAAGUGUCAAAAAACAACUCGAAAGCGUUGAAUUACCGGCUGCUAAAAAAUUAGAAGACACGAAAAAGGAUUCCCUCAAAAAAGACACAUCAGAAGAAAAAAUCAUUGAAAAAUCAAUCAUGAAAGGCAAAGAGAAAUCAGAAAAAACGUCAGUCGUUGAAGAAUCAUUGAAGACUGCAGAUGUUGACGAUAGUAAAGUCGGGACUAGCGAAGCUCUUCGUGAAAAAGUGACUAGUGAGGAAACCACGCCAACAAAAACAUCGGAAAGUUCAAAAUUACACACGAGGGAGCCACAAGCACCUAAACGUAAGAAGCAGAAUAAAAGUAAAGCAUCUAGUGAGGAAUCGAAUGCUUCUGAACACGUGUCAGAGCUGCCAAAACCUGGCAAAGCUGCAAAAGAUGAUGCACAAAUAGUGGAAUCGAAAGAAGGUUCAUCCCAGGAUCAAUCGACACCGCCAGCUCCAAAGUUCCACGAUAAAUUCGAAGAAAAUAUUAUUUUCAAAGACCAGAAGGUUGUGGAAGCUAAAAAAAUCGAGCCUGAUGUUAAGGUACAAUCGGAGAUGAAAUUAAGCACCGAUUCCGGCAUAACCAGUUCAAAAUCUCCGACUGAUUCAGCUGCAUCAAAAGAAACGUCCAAAGGCGCGACCGCCGUGACCAAAGAGGAGUCCAGAUCUGGAAAAACAGACAAUCUUAAAUCGAAAGACCAGCCAAAAGUCACGAAGGAGGAGGAAGUUAAAGGGUCUGAAGACCGAAAGAUUCAAUCAGAAAAACAAAGCGUGUCGGAUUCGCCUAAGAAGCGCGAGGUCACCAAAGAACCUGGUCUCGGCAAAUCCACCGAUAAAAAAUCCUUGUCCAAACUUGCGAAAAUUCCUUCCACAGAAACUUCUAGCCCAACGAGAAUUGAAACUGAAAAAUCGCAGUUAACCGAAAAAACUACGACAACCGUAACUACCGUAACGUCAACCGUGAUUUCCCAAACGACUCAAUCCCAAUCAGCCCAAUCUGUAGUUUCCGGAAAUUUAAUUGAAACCAAUGUAGGCAGCAUUAAGCUCGAAAAACUCGUUAAUUUGCGUCCCGAGAGUGUAGAAGCUAGUUUAACGACAAUUUACGCUAGGGUUCCGACAGAUUCCGUCGCAAUUCCCGGUUCAACGAAAUCGAAUAUCGAGCAGGCAAGCGUCCAAGAUGAACCAAAACCCCAUGAACCCGCCAUUGUUGAAGCACCAGAAUUACAUCUAGAGAGUGGUGAUGAACCUUUAUUCGGUAGCAUACAAGAUAGGAAAAAAGCACGUUCGAAAAUUAGCAGCCAGUCGUCCGAAAGGACAUCUGGAGGCGACGAACAACCGCCUGUGAAACAACAAUCGGUAUCGCAUGUGGAGCAGACUAGUCUUCAAGAUCUCACUCAAGAAGAAGAAAUAUUAAUGAAAACGAUGCAGGAUAAAUUGAAAAAGAAAAAGAAACGUCCGGCGUUACCUGAAGAAUUCAUCAAAAAGGAGUCUCAGGCCGGUCAUCCUGACAACACGAGCAAGUCUGGAGAAUCUGAAGCAGACGUUUCGGCAACUGGACCGGAAGACAAAGCUACAAAAUCUGUUGAAAUUCCACAAUCUCCAGCAUCCACAAAGGAGGCGAAUCUUUCAAGUACCAAAACCCCUGAAUUAGGUACGAAAAAAAUAGACACGGAUGAGAAGGUUGUAGAGUGCACGGAUAAAUCGAAGGAUUCAAAGCCGAGCCCCGAUGUCGGGGGAUCGCAGCCUAAAAUCGAUGAGAAAAAGGUAAGCAAACCGCAAACUUCAAAGACGACUGAGAGUGAAAAAACGCCGCCGGUGCCUCUGGUGGAAGAUUCAAAAGUGAAACAGGCAGAGAAGGUCGAUCCCAAACCCCAAACUCCAACGAAGAAAAAUAAAGAUGAUACACGACUCAGUGAAAAAGUUACGAAAGGUGUUCCCACUGCGAAAGAGCCAGAGACGAAGGUCGACGAUCAAAAACACGUCAAAGUAACCCAGCCACCAGGAGCGGUGAAUUCAAAGCCUCCACAAAAUGUCAAUCAGACAAUCAACGUACAAUCAUCCGAGAAACCCGCCGAAAUUUCUAAACCCGAAGAGCCGGAAAUGUCAGUCAAAUCAGAACUGAUGAUCAAACAACAAUCAGAUGCGGCAAGUGGAGUUUCCCACGAGCAAAAUACCGAAGAACGUGACAAUACUCGACAGCAGAUCAUACCAACAGAAGUCACGAAACCUUAUUGGAUCGAUUAUCACAGUUACACCGAAGCUGAACGAGACUUUUACGAAAACUACACCGUGGUGAAAGUUGUUAAAGAGGCACAACCACCGACUCCUUCGGAAAUGCAAAAAUCUGGCAGUAUAGAACGGUUAGUACAGGAAUCAGUUAUGAAGGACAAAGAGCCGGAAAGCCCAAUUGCCAAGUCUCGUGACAGUGCUGAAUCCAGAGUUUUGAAUCUCUUGAUGGAAGCACCGAAAUACUCGAUUCCGGAUAUUCAACAAACAGAGUUACAGUGGGUUCAGAGUUUACAGGCUCAAAGGAUUGAUGAGUUGAGUAUUCCUGAAGCACAUACCGUGGUCGAAAAGGCAAAGGUCGAGACAGUUCUUCCAACGGAGUUCGAACAAGAAAAGUGCGGAGAUACAGAAAAAAUUAAGGUCUCAGCAAUAAAGGUGGAUCAAGAGUCAAAAUCCAAAAAGUCUGACGUUCCUAUGGUGAGCCCAAAGACCCCAACAUCGACUGGGUCUACUGUUCCAUCACCAGUGGACACAAAGAAGAGUGAGACCGAAGAGGAAGUAGAAAAGAAAUCUCACGAAACGAAAAGCCCACAUCAAUCUUCCAAAGCUGCGAAAGAUCAACCGGAACCAACGGAAACCACUACAGUGUCGGUUGUAAAGGCAAUAAAAAAAGAGGAGAAAAUGAAAAUCGAACAACCUGACAAGACAAAAGCGACCAAAUCUGAAGAUCCAAUUGUUCUCAAAACUCAAAAAGUUUCGGUUGGCGGAGGAACAGAAACGACUAAAAUUGAACCGGCAGUUCAAGAAGGUGCUAAGAUCAAGUCUGAAAAGUCUCAUGACGGUCUGAAGCCAACAGAAACAAUAAAAUCCAGGGGUCCUACGGUAGGAAGAGAAGAACCACGUAAGGUCCAGAAAGAAGAUAAAGCGGCGGUCAAAGAUACAAAAGCCGAUAAUGAACCAUCCAAAUCGAACGAUUCAGUCGUUUCCAAAAACCAAAAAAUUUCAAUUGUUGAAGUAGAAAAGAGCAAGACAGGAGUUGAUCAAUCGAAUCAAAAAAUCGGAGACGUUCAAGGACCGCCUAAAGCAGAAAUGUCAAAAGCACCUGGGAAGCCUGAAGAACCGACGAAAUCCACUGAUUCUUCAAUCGUGAAAGAGAAAACAGUUACGGUCGAGAAAGAUGGACCGACGGUUAAGGAAAUUAAAGUAGAAAAACAAGCUACUGAAGGUGAAGAUCUCGUUCCUAAAAAUCAAAAAACCUCGGUCACCGGAAAGAAAAUGACUAAAACGAAAGAGGAAUCGCAGGAUCUUAACGUCGAGACUACUGAAAAGCUCUCCAAAAAAGAAGAGCCCGCCGCUACUGAUCCUUUAGUCGUGGAAGAAAAAACGACUGAAGCUCAAAAACAAGACAAGUCGGCUGUUAAGAACGCGAAAACAGAAAAACAACCAGUUAAACCUAAAGAUACGAUCACUCCCAAAAAUCAAAAAGUUAAAGAAACGAAAACACAAAAACAACCUGCAAAAUCUAAAGAUCCGGUUCUUCCCAAACCCAAACAGGAAGCUUCAAUCACUGGAAAUAAGACAAGCGAGGCGAAGCUUGAACCACAGGACCAAAAAGUCGAAAACCUUCAAGCUUCCAUCGAGCCUAAAAAGCCUGAUGUUCUUGUGAAGCCAACAGAACCGCCAGUAUCUGCUGAUUCCUCACUCCCCAAAGACACGACAACUGAAGUCCAAAAAGAAAAUAAGGCAGUAGCAAAGCAAGAAAAAAUAAAACAAGGUGAUCAAAAACAUCUGAACGAAUCCAAAGAUGCAACGGUUUCCAAAACUCAACAAACCUCGACCGUGAAAGGAAAAACGACAGAAAAGAAAAUUGAGAGUCAGUUAGAAAUGACAAAAGAAUCGAAACCACCAACGACAUCUACCGAAAAAUCUGAAGUCAAAUCAAAGAAAGACAGUAAAACUAAAAAGCCUGUUACUCAGCGGGAUCAAAAACCAGUAACAGAAGACUCUGGUAAACCAGUGAAUGCAGAAUCUCCUGAGAAACAUUCGGAUGAUCAUUCCACCACAGUUGCGCAUUCAGAAUCCAGUGCUAAAAAAACAGAAACUCCUAAAGUGGAAGAACGAAAGAUCCACUUGGUUGCCGACGAUUCCUGGAUGAGUAUUUUGGACGAACCAAUACCCAUCGACGAUGAUGAAGAAUUCGGAAAAGCUGACGAAACUCCUAAAACGGAAGAGCUGCAGGCGGAGACAUUAAGACAAAAAUUGCCACAAGCGAAGCUGGAAAUGGAAACAAAAAAAUCAAAGGCGAUCAUAAAAAUAGAUGAAGGACAGAAAUCAUUAGCGAGAGAAGAGGAUCCUUCGGCGGUGAAAGAAAUCAAAAAGCCCUCCGCGUCUAGUAUCUCUUCCAUGAAAACAGAAAAACCAUCAUCGCAAACGCCAAGUGAAACGUCACAAUCAAAACUUGCAGACGUCAAAGUGCAAGAAAAAGAUAUCGGGGCAGCCUGUAAAAAACAUUCCACAGUCAUCAAUCUACCGUCUGACGACACUUGGAUAAGUAUUUUGGAUGAAGACGUCGUCAUCGAUGACGAUUUCGAAUUCCUCGAAAUCCCUGUCGAAAAUCCUCAUACUGAAAAAGACAGGGAACUCGAUAUCCAGGAGAAAACUGACGAAGGAAUCAAUGUGUCGAAAAAAGAAAUUUCAUCGGAGUCAAAACCUGAGCAAGUGUUGCCGGUCGGAAAAACACCUGCGUUGCAAUCUGACCAGAAGGAUCCAGCACUUGAUCGAAAACAGAAAAAUCCAACGAAACCUGACACUCCAUCGAGCGAAGGAAAAUCCAAGGAAUCGAGUCAUUCCUCACAACAGGUUUCCCGGAGCAAACCACCAGGCUCUACGAAGCCUGCUGCUGAUGGAAAAGCUUCAUUAGGGAAAGAAAAAAAGGUGGCAACCGAGAAUGAAAAGAAAGGUCAACAGAAGGAACAAAAAGUGAAAGGAAAACCCUCGAUGAGCGUAGAUCCCACACCCGCAAUCCCAAAGACUACCGUGGGGAAAAGUAGUGACACAAAACCGACAACACCGGAAGAAAAAACACCAGUAAAAGAUCUCGAUAAGCGGUUGAACCCGAACGCAAAAUCGUGGGCCUCGGUCGUCAGUACUAAAGAAUCGAAUGAGAAUGAUGACGUUGAGAUUAGCAAAGUUAUCGAAUCUGAAACACCGAAAAGUGUAGAAGGUACGAGUGAGUCUUCUGUUCUCAGUCCAACACCAACAUCGGCACGAAUUAACGAACCACCAAGUGAUACGGUUUCUACAAAAUCAUCAGCACACCAAGAUCCGAAUCCUCGUAAAAAAGACAAAAAGCAGAAACGAAAAGAAGCCAACGCAGAUUUGAAAAAAACAGUCGAUCCGGUUAAAGAAAAACAAUCCAACGCGUCGCCAGUGACGGUGGAUACCGCCGAUGCCAAAACAUCGUAUGCUGGUGUCGUCUCAAAACCUCAAAGUUCUUCUCCCCAGCCAUUCGAACAGGAUCAAGAUCUCUUAAAACCUGAAGCUCUGAAACCAGCGAAAUCAAGUUCCAAUCAAGAUGAAGUUGCAGUCGUAAUGCCACUCGAAAGUCCUUCGCGUGGGCCAGCAGACGACAGUAAAUCAGAAUCCCUCGCUAGCCCAGUUCCAGUUUUGCAAUCUAUGCCGAUAGCCUGGGCCGAUGACGUCGAAGAUUUGAGUAUCGAAACAUCCAAGCCAAAGCCUGAAACAUUGCAGACAUCCGAUUCGACCAGUGGCCCAUCGGAGAAUAAUUCGUGGGCUGCGAUUGUCGCUAAAAACCAGGGUGAAAGUCCUGAUGAUACCCCCGCCGUCGUCAAUCCAACCAACAUUCAGAAGGGGUCGAGUUCGAUAGAACACACCGUUCAGAUAGUCGUUGACGAAGUUCCAGAACCAGAGCCAAUCGAAAAUAUCGUGCAGGUGGACGAUCAAGGUUUCAUGGAGUUCGUCAACAGGCGCGAACUACGCUCGAGGCGUUCGAGAUCUCGGUCAAGAAGCAGCAGACGAGAGGAAAAGUCGCAAAAGUCCCCAGUCCGUGAAGCUGUUGGCAGCAAAAUUGAGAAAAGUGGGAAAGAUCUCAAAGAGGAGAAAGGCGAUAAAACUAAAGCAAAGAAAGCAGAAAAUAUCGAAGUAGCUAAUCCUCAACAACCGACAAAGGGGGAAGACAAAACUGAAGUUAAAGCGGGGGAAUGUUUGAAAACGCAGACUCAGAAAACCCCUGGAAAGAAAGAAACGGAAAAAUCGGGAGGUCCAACCAAAAAGUCGGCCUCCAAACCUGACCCAAAAACUAAUAAAUCAGGAACCGACAAAGCAAAAAUGACACCCGAAGAGGCGUCUACUAAAACGAAAGUAGAAUCUUCUCCGGAAUCAUCGGAGCAAAGCGACCUAACUCCCGAGAAGUUGCCCGCUACUGUGAAACCAGCAGAGAAAGAAAGUUCCGAAAGUAAACAAAGUCCAAAAGGUCAGCCGGUCGAUCCUGAGGGUUCUGCUAGUACCCAUGCGGACACUAAAAAAGAAUCGAAUGACCAAAAACAUCAAAUUGUUGAAAAACAAGCUCCAGUGUCUGAUACCGACGCGGCGAAAACGGUGGAAGUUCCGGUAAAGACGAAAAAUCAGAAAAAAUCAAAAAAGAAAGGAAAAACUGAAAUUUCUACUCAAGACCAAUGCAAACCUGCUGAACUUCUUGCUGACGAUUCUAAAAUCGUGGUGCAAAGCACACCUGUUGACGCAGGUAAACAAACCAUAAAAAAUGUCGAAUCACCCUCGACGAGAGAAGAAAAAAGUGCAAUACCUUUAGAAAAGUCAAGUGAAAAGACAGAAAAUCCAAAGCCCUCGGCUUCGGUCGAAAAAUCAGAUGUUAAGACAGAAGAUCCAAAGUCCUCACUUCCGCCACAAAGCACUGCUGUAAAAGAGGCUGAAAAAACUUUGGUGACAAAAACGACUGAAAAAAUAGAGGGCAAAGGAUCUUCGACAGACAAACAUCAAUCCCCCAAACCUCAUAAUCAAUCGAAAGACAAAACAAAACUUUCGCCAAUUGACAUCGAUGCGAAGAAGCAGGAUAAAAAAACUGAAGAGGCCAAGAGCAAACCCGGUGAGAACAAAAUCCAGCUAAAAUCAGACGAAAAAAUAAAAAUUUCGAAACCCGACUCGAGCGUUGCUCCAGAAACGGUCAAGUCGGCUGAAACUGAAUCUUCCGUGCCAUUAUCAGUAACCAGUACAGCGGAAACGUGUUCUGACAAAACCAAAAAAGAAAACGCGAAAAAAGACACUAAGACCAAGAACAAAAAACCUAGUGAAAAGUGCGAAGAUACACUUGCGUCGAAAAUCGGAGUUGAGAAAUCCGGAAACAAUGCAGAAAAUAUUCCGUCAGCUGCAUCAGACCAUAAAAAAGAAGCACAAAUGAAAAGCGAAGUAGAAAUAAGUAGCAUUCAAAGCCCGAAUGUCAAACCGACUAGCGUGGAAAAAGUCUCCGCUACUGAAUCAGAAACUUCCACAAUUAAUAAUGAAAAGCUUCUGAAAUUAGAUGAUAAUACUACUUCAGGAGCAACCGUUCAAUCUUCCCAAACAAUGGUCGCCACGGUUGUACCGAAGGAAAAAUCCGAGCCAGAUAGCGCUCCUGCAAAAAGUGUCAAAUCAGGUUCUUCGCCAGAGCUCGCAGCAAUACAGAACCUCCAUUCAGAGGAAGACAAGGGCAGCGCACCGAAGCUUUGUGGCAAGCCCUCCGAUAACAUCCAACCCAAGAUGGACAAGAAGCCACUCGUAAAAUCAGAAGCUUCUUCAGAUCUGGCUACUUUGGGGGCAGUUUCUGGUCCGGAAGCGCCAGCCGAGCCCAGGUCAAAGGUUCACUUCUACAUUGACGAAGAUGAUAUUGUCGUGGUCAGCCACGAGCCCGAAGUGGUGCAGGAACGAUUGAAUAUCGAGGAAGAGACAUCGAGUGAGGCAUUGAGCAGACACAUAUCAUUGGACGGAGGCUUUUGGUUGACCAAAAGAUCUUACGACGAGGCAGAACGCAAUCUCUUCGAAAACCUGGCGGCAUUGUCAAAGAAGCUUCCAACCAGAGAGGAUGCAGAUUCGAGUAAAAACGAUAAACGCGAUCGCGACGACGAUGACUCUCAUAACGAUAAAUCGGGCGGUGGCGGACCUAGAAACGAUUCGUCUAAUUCGUCCAAUUCCAACUCAUCGACUCCGCGAACCGAACGACUCGUCGCCGAUUUGCCCGGGGGAAUAUGUAGCUGGAACGACUACAGCACUUAUCUAGCGGUCGAACGCGACGACACACAAACUGAUCCCAGACUCGAUCACACAUCCCAACUAGUACACAAAAUGACGACGGAUCUUAUAACAGAUUCAGACUCAAUUAACAACUUAGACGAGCUAAUAUCUGCCUCAGCCUUGUCCUCCAACGAUCCAAUUGAGAGCCCCGAAUCAGUAUCGGUCUCCUCCUCCUCCCCCAACGAGAUCGACAACCUCGAAACUCGGACCGCCCUUUCUCCUCCUAAAUCCGCCGCAAUGCAUUUAGGUAUAGAAACAGGAGAAUCUGUACAGCAGUGGAACACCGAUCGGCAGGUGGAGAGAGAGAAUGAGGCAGCCACGCCUGAAGAGAAAAGGAUCCAAAGGAUCAAGGGCUCCAUGGAAGUUGAUAUCGACGAUUUGACACAAGCUAUUCUACGGUUGGAAAAUUCGUUGGGCAAUUUACCAUGCGAAAGCUUACAAUCAAUGCUCGAUGCGAUCACGGCAAUAAUUCAAGAACUUCAUCAUCUGGAGGAAACUGCUUCGCGGUUGAACGAAAAUUUGACCCAAAGUUCAGGGGACUCCGAGUGGCAAAAGUUGUCAACUACCUUAGUAGGAGUUCGAUCACGAAUCGUUGCGCUCAUGUACCAAGCUGAACAAGGAAAUUCGGCACUUCGGGAAGCACAGAAAAUUCAGGAAGAACGACAGCUUGAAAUUGUCGCCUACAGGCAAUUCCUCGAUGAUACAGAUGCUUGGCUAAGAAAAUUGAUUAUCACACUGAACGAGGAGUUGUCAAUAUCAACGUGCAAGGCUCUGGAAGAAGAACUCUCGAAGCGCGCCGAAAGAGUGGCCGAACUCGCGGAGCUACCGGAAGUAGCCACACUGGCGACGAGUUUGAAGGAUGCACUGGUAGAAAUGUCAUUGCGACUGCGACACAAGCAGAAGGAAAUGCUUAAGGACGAUGAGUCUGGGGAGGCUAACGACGUUACGUUCGAUCGUGACGACGCGACACUCGAGCAGGCCCCCUCGAUUCAUUCGCACGAGGAAGAUUUGCCCUCGUGGGCUGACGUUUCACUUCAAACCGGUCAGAGUCUCCUGGUCGACGUAUUGCCAGUGUUAGAGUCCGAAAAACCUGGUCAAUUGACGAAACAAACAUCGACCUCGCAAAUAGCUGAGGUUGAAACCACUUGCCAAGGACUGAUGACCGAGCCGGUUAUUGAGAUUGGUGAUAACAAGGCUACGACACAAGAGAGCAUUAAAAUAACUAAGAGGAUCGACGGUAGUCACGAUGUUAUCGAGAUAGCAACGAAAAAUAUUGGCAAAAUUGACCGCCCAUUCCCACCGCCCGAUUUGGACGACAUUGUCGUUGACAUGAAGUACCAAGACGCAGAGGUACAGCAAACUGCCUCCUCCGAGCUGAAUAUCCAACACGCGGCACCGCAAUCCUUCGAAACUUUCCUCGUCGAGCCCGACGACGUGACGACCGAGAUAGUCGUCGAUGCCGACGGCACAAAGCGAAUAAUCGUUAGAAAAUUGCGAAGAACCCUCGUCACGAGCGAAACCAGUCAUGCGCGUGUUUCCACGCUUUCAACCAUCGCCGAUGACCCCGCUGCCACCCCGAGCGUGCAAGCGUAUUCCGAAGCGACCAUGAGAGGACAACAGGUCACCGUGACGAGAACGAGAGCCGACGGUAGUAUCGAAACUGCAACCAGGCAGACUUACGGCGGUAGAGUCACCACUGGCGCGCCCGGAGACGACACAAACGUACAGGAGUUCGAGGCACCGGUACAAUACACUCACCAAAUAGUUCAAGGCAAAAUAGGCGAUGUGGACUCGGACGUUGGCCAAUUCGCAUCGGAAUUCGGAACAGAGGAGGCUGGAUAUUCUUCAACCAAAACAUCAACCGUCAGCGCAACCGUUCAACAAGUUACCAGACGAGUUAUACGGAAGACAAAAAGAAUAAUCCGCAAGGUAACAAUCAUCGAUGGAAAGGAAACCACCAGCGAGGAAAUAAUCGAGGAACCCGAAGAAGUCGAGAUCGAUGAUGAAAACAUUCCUCAUAUAAGCAUCAACGUCGUCAAGAGAGAAGACGAAAAAGAAUUCCAGCCUGAGAUCACUGCGAAACGACCUCCCGAUUCCAGCCCCCUCGGCACACCGGGUAGCCCACUUCAGGGACCAUUUUUCGGUCCUUUUGCCAAGGACAUUAGUGUUUCGCGGCGUAUCAGCAAAGAUAAGCACGCUGAAACGGAGGUCAAAGAGCCAACACCGGAGGACGAAAAGGUCGAGCAAGACCAACCAUUGAGCAGCGCGCAGGAAACUUCACCAAAGUCCGAAACUCACUCUCCCGACUCGACACUGAUAAACGACUCUUGGGCAGCUGACACGACCGUUGAUAAAAUCGAAACCCAAGAAUCUUGCCCGGAGUCGGAAACUGUCGAUUUCCAAGUUAAACCAUCACAAAUCCACGUGAUCGACAAACAUGAACGCGAGUACUUUCCCAUCGAGGUAAAACGAGAAACAGCUCAGCCUAGUGGGUCGCCAUCUUCCCAAAAUUUUGUAGACGCUGAAAAAUGUGUCGUUUUACAGACACCGGUGAGGGAAGCAUCCAGGAACGAUACGCCGAGUGAGUCUUCCCGAGAAUCACCCAAAGACGAUUCUCAGAUCGAUUUAACGAGAGCAAGCUGUAAGUUUGACCUUGUACCAGUUAUGAAGGAGGGUAAAGACGUAGAAAGAGGCACGGUAGAAUUAGAAGAGCACAAAGACCAUAGCAGCACCGUAGAAGUUCUCGAUAAACUACAGGAUUCCGUUCCCUCAGAGGAAAAGAACGUACAGGCCGAGCAGACUCAAACGGGCGACAGCGUACCGGAGUCCUCGUCUUCGACAUCAACCCUGAACGGUAAAGCCUCGGAAACUACUACGAAAAAAGGAGUUUCGCCAUCAAAGGAAGAAUCAAAACAAUCGGAAGAAAAGGAAGAAAAGCCACUGAAAAAAGCUGACAACAGCGAUGAUUCUGAGCGCAGCAUCCGUAAAAAUGGUCAAGCUCCAUCCACGGAUGAAGCAUCGAGACCAGAUUACAAAUCGAUUAUAGAAAAAGUCGAGAUCAACUUAUCAGUAGGUAACAAAGACGAAGGUGCUGGCUCCUCGGUAUCCGUCAUCACACAGCCCCAAAACUUGGAAAAAACUGUGGCCCAUCGCAUAGUGAAAGAGGACGUUGAAAUCAGGCUCCCAACCGACAGGGAAACCGUCGAAACCAUAAACGACAAAAUCAUACAAACAAGUCCACCUAAAAUGGCUGAGAAAGUGACCGAAACCGUUCCUCCCCGAGAUAUUAAGACUGUUGAAACCCUCGACAAAGAAACUGAAAUGGUAUCACCGCAAAGCGAAACCGAGUCCAGAUCGACUAGUAGAAAAAGUAAAAAGAAAAAGAAGCGAAGGGAGAAGGCAGACUCCGAGGAAAAGACGCCUGAAGAUGAGCGUGCCCCGUCGGCAAGCUCCAUUGCAACUACGAUCGCCGAAUCAAUUGACCUUGAUGUACCGUUGACCGACUCCACUAAACAUCCCAGCGAAGAGCCGCAGCCCGACGUCACGGCUAUGACGGAUAACUCGUCCUUGAAUCUUUCGAUCCGGAGAGACGAUAGUUUGAACGAAGAAAGUGGCUACGAGCCUGACGAAAAAACUCUAGAUGAGCUGUCUCCGGAGCAAGAAUUCGCCGACAACGUGACCAAAAGACGAAAGAAGAAGAAAAAGAAGCAGAAAGUGACAACGGCUAAGGAGGAUGAUGAUGAAAUAUCGGCCGUUCCGAAGAGCAGCACGAGCGAAGCUCGUUUAUCCGAUGAGGAAGUCGACUGUGCUUCCGGCGUCACGGAACCAGAGCCAACGGACACUGUCAAGGUGAAGAAAGUCAAGAAAUCGAGGAAAGACAAAACUGAACCGGAACCACCGCAAAGCACUCUCGAGACGAACGAGAGAGAUACUCAAACUAUUUUGGAGACUCGGGACAUCUCAGCGGGACAACUGACCCCUGAUGAGCCACGGAUCGUCGAGAGUUCACUCGAGACAUCACUGGAAGUUGAGAUCGAAACUCAGGAAGCGGGAAUCCAAACGGCAGCUCCUCAAGACGAGACGGAAAUUCAAACUUCUCCCACUCAAGUCUCGAAUUCUGGUAUACAAACGGUCGCCCCGAAGUCACCGGAACGCGAACACUCAUCGAUGCAAACAACUUCUCCUUUGGCAACGAUAGAAGGAGCUGUUCAAACGAGUCCGAUCGAAAGUUCGCCGAUGAGAAGUCCGGUGCCGAAGGACGUCGCGGAAAUCGACGUCCAAACGAUGCAAGUUUCCGUUGACACAACGGAAAUUCAAACUUCACCGAUCGAGACGAUUGCAACCGCAGAGAUUGAGACACAGACCCAACAAAACGAAGACACGUCUGUUGACAUCGAGCAGCAAACGUCCCCGUCACCGAUCCCUGAAACGACCCUGACUCAUGAAACCCUCACGCAAACCUCACCACGAGGAACUACGGAAACCGUUGCAACCGACGUUCAAACCAGCAAACCUGCGAGCCCGGAAGUCCCAAAAACCCUCAAUUCGGAAAUCCAAACAGACACUGCCGAAAAAAUGUCCUCGGAAACUGCGGAAACGCAAACAACGCCUCCGCCAGUCCCAGGAGAAAGUGCGAUUCAGACCGACGCACCGGAAGUCAUCGAAACGAGGGAAAUGGACGUUCAAACCAGCAAAUCUGCGAGCCCGGAAGCCCCAACAACCGAGAAUUUCGAGAUGCAAGUCAACAUAAUCGAGCAAGUAUCCUCAGAAUGCGUCGAAACCCAGACAACUCCGCAAGAAAGUCCGAGAGAAAUUGAGACUCAGGAGACCGAAGUGCAGACCAAGUCACCGGAACUAACCGUCGAAAACACUGCACAAACGAGCCCGGUACCCAGUCCCGAACGUGUACAACUCGUUGAACUUUCCGCUCAAACGAGCAUCGAAGACAUUGUCGUCGCGACAAUGGAGGGAGAGUCGCAAACUCCUGCUCCGGAGAAGGUCGAAACUACAGAGUUUUCGGUCCAACUGAAGACCGACGAAUUGAUACCAACGGCCGAGGACAGUACUCAGAUCAUUCUAGAUACAGCGGAAUCGAGUAUGCAAGCUGACGCCGAAUGUAAAGCAGUAGUGUCAGUCGAGCAACAGACGAUCGUAGAGUCGACCGAAAGUGCAACUAUGCCGGAACCCGAAACAGAAACGACUGAAACGGCAACGAUGUCCGAAGUCGUUGAGUCCGUGGAAAGUUCAACGAUGCCGGAGCCCGCAGUAGAAACAACCGAAACUGCUACGAUGCCUGAAAACAUUGAAUCCGUUGAAACUUCGACGAUGGCUAAGCUGCAAGUGGACACAACCGAGGUCGGCACGACUCCAGAAAUCGUCGAGUCCACCGAAAGUUCCACGAUGCCUGAACCUCCUACAGAAACUGCUGAAUCUGCGACCAUGCCAGAUGUCAACGAGUCCGUUGAUACGUCGACGAUGCCAGAGCCUCCGAUAGGCAUGGUCGAGACUGAAACAAUGUCAGACAUUGUUGAAUCCACCGAAAAUUACACAAUGCCAGAACCGGAAGCGGAGAAGAAGGAAGCUGCGACUGCUCCUGAAAUCGUCAAGUUCGUUGAAGCUUCUACAAUGUCGGAGCCCAAACGACCAACAACCGAAUCUGCUACUGCCCCUGAAAGUGUCAAGUCCGUUGAAGCAUCUACAACGCCUGGACCCGCGGCACAAACGAUCGACACUGCCACCAUGUACACGGCCAUUGAAUUGGUGGAUACUUCUACGAUGUCGAGCCCCAAGCGACAAAUGACCGAAACCGGAACUACACCAGAAAUCGUCGAGGUUGUCGAACCUCCAAUCAUCUCUGUUCCUGCAAUAGAAACGAUCACAAUUCCGGAUAAACCAAUGGAGUCAGAAGUGCCGCAACAACACGAAUCAGGUUCGAUAGCGUCUCAAGACAAAAUGGAACCAGCUCCGGUCGCGGAACUUCCGGAAAUAAAAAUUGAAGAAAAAACUGAACGACCCGCCGAAAUGCCUGUUCGGGCUACUUCCGAACGAGAUUCCACUCCCGAAACAUCCUUCGAGGUUCACGUACAAGCCACCGUUGAAGUAUGCGACAGUUUGACGACCGAUAGUUCCAUGAUUGACAGCAUAUCCAUGACAGAACCCAGCAGAGAUAGCAGCGCCACAGUCACCGAAGAAUCGAUCGAUUCCGUCAGUAAAUCAAGCAAACGUCCCAAGAGAAAGCGAAAGCACAAACAAAGCGAGGCUCGCGAACAAGCGCCUGCGGAUCGUAGUGAACGCAGUGACUCCGAGGCAGUGUACGGCACACCGGCACCGUCCGAAGUUGUCUCUUGGAAACUUUCUUACUCCGAUGUCGCACGAAAGAAUGCAGGCAGCAGGGAAGGCCCGAGUCAUCCCGGUUACGAAUCGAUGAGCGGACAAGAAACUCAGAGCUUCGACAAUGUGACCGUUGGCAAAGUUUUCACCGAUCUCAACCCAAAUAGCAUGAAACGACGGGCAGAAACUCCGGUGGAAGUGCCAUCAAAACCGAUGGUAACAGUUAAAGAUCAAAAGACCAAGGAGGCCGAUGGAACGGACAUAGAAAUCGUCGUUGGGGCGAAGCUAUGCAUCGAUUCUUUGGAAGACGAUAACGCCAAUUCUCCUCGUGAUACUUCAGACUUCCUACAUCGAGAAAAGUUUGCGGAAAAUGUCCCGGAGCUUCCGGAUACCGGCGGAUUCCCCGGAGCCAUUCGCAUCGAAGAGCCACCAGAGCCGAUGGACACCAGUGAAGAACCACUGUCGCCCAUGGAAUCGAUAUUAUCUAGAGACUCGAAGGAAGAAACGAAGAAACGUGAGAUCAAGAGUUAUGCCGAAGCCAUUGGCGAAUCGGAUUCCUGGGAAGAGCGAGGACUUUUGGCACUUCAAAAUGCACCGAGUCAAGCAUCACCCGGACCCGGUUCAACGUCCGCGACCUUCAUAGCAUCCGAAGGACGUCGGUACGCUGACAAGCCCCACAAUCAAAUGAUCAUGAUGACCCAAGCCACGCGAAAGGUCUCGGAGCGUUUGACCAAUCUGCCAAAAACAAAGGAAACGAGUUAUUUGUCGAACAUUCUUCACGUAGCAUCACUCCAGGACGUCGAAACCACCAAACCCGCUGAAGAAAGAGCCUCGGAGGUGAGAAAAGAAUUGGCACAGUUGAGGAAUGCCGUCGAGGAAGAAAACGUCGUCGUCGUCGAAGAGAGUUUAAUCACGAUCAUCGAAACCAUCUCGACUUGGCUUGAAACGAUCGAGUACCGAAUAUUCCUGGGACGAGAGAGUCCCAAUGGACCCAGCCACGACGACAGCCGCACUUUUGUCGAUUUACGAGACGAAGUCAAUCACGUGGAACAAAGCAUCAAAGAUCUCGACGUCAUUUGGAAUGAGAUUGAAACUAAAUAUCCGGAAGAUGAAAGGUCGCGAGUCCGCGAAUGCAUGGAAGCUUUGGAACAUCAAGUUAAGGCUAUCGAUGAUGUCACCAGUGACGGAGAAAGGUACACGAACGCCGAACUCGCUCGUUGGGACGAAUUCAUAAACGGAGUCUCGAACAUUUAUCGAUUGGUGGAGGAGCAGCGACGUCAAUUCGAUUUGAUAAUGGAGAGCGAAGCCUCGACUGUGUGGAAGCUUGAGGAGCUCGAAAAAUUAGAAAACACGAAUCGCUGUCACAUGUGGAAAACCGGGAAGCUCGUUGCAGCAGCCAGAGGCUUACUUCGCGACUAUCCCGGAAAGAUAAUACCAGAAGAGACGUACGCCGCCCACGAGACGACAAAUCUGAUAGAACACAACAUUUACGUGGAAAGAGAGCGUCUCCACCAGCUGCUCUCCCUGGCUGAAGAGUACGAACAGACUCUCCAGGAAUUCGCUCAAAUUACAGAAAUAGCCGAAGAACUUGUGGCCAGUCCAAUAUCCGUAAUGAGCUUGGAGCAUUUGCAGGAAGAGAUGCAAAAGCACCGUAAAUUCUUUGUUAACUUGAAUCACUGUCGUGCUAUAUUGGAAUCGCUCGAAGGCAACCUCGAUCCUGAGACACGAAUGAAAUACUCGAGCCUUCACGAACGCUUGCACAGCCGAGCUAUUGCCCUUCUCGAUAUGGCUGCUUCCAAAUCCCAACAAAUGUCUCUCGCUGCAUCUCGAUGGAUCGUUCUCGAACAAGGCGUCAAAGAGGAACGGGGAUGGCUGCAAGUUGCACAUCAGAGGGUACCUGAUUUACAGACGGUCACAUCCUCCGAUUAUCAUCAGUACAUUUCCCUCUAUCAGUCGCUGUCCUCGGACAUCGAAACUCAUCACGCUCGUCUCGUUCAAUUAUUGGCGAUGGCGAGUGGAUUACACGAGUUGAUAAACAUCGAAGACCAGGAGAAUCGAUACGGCGACGCGUUGGAUGUUAUUUUGAAGCUUCAGGACGAAGUGGAAACAUCGCUCCGACGAUUGUUGGCCUUCCAAGACAGUUGGUACAACCAAGAAAGCCUUUUCACUCGUAUGGAAAAAUGGCUGACAAAGGCCGAGAAGGAACUUGACAUUUUGCAAGUUCAGCCGGAUGGGCACAUGCGUCAGUUUUGGGAACUUAAGGCGCAAUACGAAUUGCACAACAAUAUGAGAAACGAGGCGAACAAUUGUUUCGAGCAAGCAUUGCGAAUAGUGCCGUUGUCGGACGAGAUGCUGCAGCGUCAAUUUCACGGAGAAUUGGAAGAUCGUUGGCGCGUUAUUGCCGAUAAAAUUGGAUCCAUACAGAAAGCCGUUGUCGAUACUUUAGCCUCCGAAGACGUGCCGGUGAACGAUAAGCUGCGUUUACUCGAGCGUGAGCUCAACGAACUGAGAAUAUCAAUCGACGGUUUUCACGGAGUUUUAAAAACUGAGGAGGAACUCGAGCUCUACGUCGAAAGACUGAGCGUUCUCUUUGAACGCGUUUGCUUGAUUCAGGACGAAUUGGGAAGAUUGGGAAUGUUACCGGCCACCGAGAGCGAAAGAGUCGGAUUCCUCUUAUCACUCGCGCGUCGAAUCGAAUGCCAAAUUGGGGAAGAACUCGACGCAGCUCAAUUGUUGCGCGAACGUUUGCAGGCCCUCCAACGCGGCUUGGCCCGCGUCAGAAAAUCGCAAAACAGACAAUCCGUCAUCAUAGAUCAGUGCGAGGAUUCUAUGAAACACGGUAGUGAUUCUGUCGCUGCUGGUGUUGAACGUUGCCAAGGAGUUUCCGAUGAGCUCGCUCUACUCUGGCAGGACUUGAUGGGACUGCGACAACUUCUCCACACUCUCCCUGGUGGCAUGAGAGUCUCAGUUUCACCCGUGGGAGUUGAACGCGACAUUUCCAAUCUCCAGGACAUUCACACCGAACUCGAGUCCAGAUGCGCCAGACUUUUGGUACUUCUGAAAAAUCGUCUAGCACUUUGGCGACGCUUCGAAAGGCAACUCGAAAUGGUUCAACAGUCGGUCCAAGAGGCCGAUUACAUGAUGGAACUGUUGACCGUCCAGGGAACCGUCGACUACGAGAGACUUCUCAAGGCUACCGAACGAUUGGAGGGCCUCAGUGGAGAUUUAGGUGCACGGGAGGUCCUCAUUGGCGAAUUAAGAGCUGCGGCUGAACCUUUGCGGGAGAGUUGCACAGCGGAGGUCGGCGAAAGAGUCGAUGCUGCGGUCAAUGAAGCCGUCCAAGCUUGGGAAGAUACGAGGGCCGAAUUAGAUGCCCUUUGCACCAAAUAUCAACACGCUGUUCGACUUUGGGAACAAUACCGGGACUCGAGCGCCGCUGUUGAAGCUUGGGUCGACACACAAAUGGGAAGCGUUACUAAUUUACCACCCGAGGAAGCCCUUAAGCAAGUCAAGGUUUGCGAGGAAACUCUGGCCGAGCACAAAGAACGAUUGGCCGAAUUACGAGGCCUGGUGGCUCAAAUCGCGUCAGACGUCGGUCUCGACGCCGGUGGACCGCUUCACAGCGAGGUCGAAGCACUUGGUCGUCGCCUCGAAGAUGUUCGUGAGUCGUUGUCAACCCUCGCCGAUACCGCCGAUGCCAGAGCACUGAAUCAAGAACUUGCUCGUGGCGAUCUUUAUCAAACGAAAAAUUUCCUCGACUCUGUUCAGCAGAGUUUGACAACUGUGGGACAAGGAGAAUCGAAAGAGCAGUUGAAACUCCUGAGAAAUCAUUUGCUGGCGCUGACUCGAACGGAACCGCAAUUACAGUCGAUAAAGGAUCGUGCAUUGGAGAUCGUGCCACAGGAAACAUCAGUUGUAGAAGUGUUGCAGCUUUGGCAGCGCGUAUUUCGCGAAACAUUCCAACAGUAUCAUCGUUUAUCAGCGCGCCUUGUAAGAUCGGAAGACGUAGUAGCUGCGCUCCGUUUGUGGCAAGAGUAUCUUGGCCAUGUGCAGGAAUUUUUGUCGAACGACGUACCGGCCGAUUAUAACGGGCUUACGGAGCAUCGUAAUCUCUGCGAGGUUCACAAAAAUUUGUUAACCGAUCAAGAAAAUUUGAUACUUUCUAUAAGAGCAGAAAAAGGACGGGAUUUGUCAGUGGCCGAGCAAUUCAACGUACUUACGAAUCUUCACAAUGAAACACUUGCAAGAAUCAUGGAAAGACACGCUGCGGUGCGCGACAGACUCACUCUUUGGGACCGAUACAGACAGGAUCAGAGCAAAUUGCUCGGUUGGCUCAAAGAAAUCGAGAGGGAACGAAGCAGAUUACAAUUGCGUUAUAUUCACGUGCGGAGAUUGGACAAGACCCUCGCAAGAAUCGAGUCCUUGUUGGAGAAAGUACCGAUCGGUGAAGCGCAAAUUGAUUCGUUGACGAGUCAACAAGAAACUCUGUUGAUCGAUUGCGACGAGGCUCUUGCAAUAUCUAUAAGAAUGGAACACGCGGCGAACACUCAGCGGAUUGCGAAUCUCCGAGCGAGUCUAGAAACGUGGAAGGACUUUUUGUUGAGAAUACGAAAAUUGAACGGCCAACAUGUCGAACAAACAGCCAGCAUAACAACCAUUUUCCAAUAUGUCAGUCAAUCAAUCAGCAAAGCUUUCCAUGCUCCACCUGCCAGUCUCGUAGAGACCCAACGACAGUUGGAGUCUCUUCAGGAAUUGAAAUCCCGACUCGUCGACACGACUAGCGAACUCGAGAGUCUUGGCGUAACGACCGAACAGUUGCGCGAAUGUCUCAGUCCUUCAGAUAUGAAGUCGCUAAAUCAACAGAGUUCUUUACUCUGGCAACAGCACGGUGAUCUCGAACACCAAUUGGCUCUGCUCUCGUUCAAACUUGAAGAACGUUGCUCACUACGUAACCGGUGGGACACGAGACUCGGCAGAUUGCUCGUGUGGCUCCAAGAUGCUGAGAAUCGUGUGCACAAUUGCGACGACGUGACAACUGCGAGUCUCGAAGAACCCGAAGAAGCUUUGCGAAGAAUAGAAUCCGAAUUGCAGGCAGAGAUGGCGCUGAAACAGCGCGAACUCGAUUGGUUACAGACAACGGGCGAACAGCUCAUUCAAGUUGCCGAUAGUCAGGAAAAGGAAGAGGUUGAAACAUCGUUGCAGGAGGUCAAUGAAAGAUGGACCCGUUUGAUGACAGCUGGAAGAGCGCGAGCGAACAAACUCGUCGACUUGAUGCAAACGAUGAAUUGUUUGGAGCGUAGAAUAGCUGAGAUUCGGAGUUGGUUAGGUGGUGUCGAGAUGAAGCUCUCGCAACCAAUGGCUUUCGAGAGAAAAACACGUGAAGCGGUUGAUACGUGUUUGCGAGAUCACGACUCUUUGCAAAAAGUCAUCGAAGCUGAGAGCGGAAACAUCGGGGAAGUUUUGAAUCUCUGUGAGAUUUUACUCAACGAUUGUGACGCUUGGAAAGCUUCCUUCAACACCGAAGCCAUCAGAACGGGAAUGGAAGGAUUGGAGAAACGUUGGAAGGCAACUUGCGUGCGUUCUGCCGAACGCAAGAGAAAAAUCUUAAUGUCGUGGAAGUUGAUCGAGGAGAUGGACAGGAUAAAGAAAGAACAAGAACAAUGGGUGGAAGAGACCGAGGAAUCUUUACAAACGUUGGAAGAAAGCUUGGACAAAAACUCUAAAGAAAACACAGAACAAACACUUACUAAGACUCGCCGAGUUCUGAAAGACAUCGAGGCUCACAGGGCUGCUCUUCAAAUAAUCGAACAGAGCUACGGGCGUCUUGCCAAAGGUUGCUUAGAACCGGACAAUUUCAAAAUGCUCACCGCUGAUGUUCGCGAAUUUAUCGAACGAUGGAAAGCUCUCAAGCCUCGUGGCAAUUCUAUUCUAGCUUCUGUCCAGAGGGAACAAAAAGCUUAUAGGGAAUUUGUCACUGCUCAUGGCGCUGCCGUUGUUGGACUCACUCAGGUCGACGUCGGAUUGACUCAAGUACAACAUCUGACCUCACCUGAAGAAAAAUCUUCUCCGAGACGGACGCUACAAAGAAUCACUAGCAUUGAAAACGAACUUUCGGUACAAUGUAAAACUCUUCAGAGAGCCGAUGAACUCGCCCUCAUUGUCAUGCAAGAAUGUCAUGCCGAUGACGUCGGUGCGAUUCAGGAACUCGUAGACGAAUAUCAAUUACUCUGGCGUGAUAUUAAAACACGUGUUACUAAUUUACGCUCUGACCUCGAAGCCAAAUGUCAACGUAACGAAGUCGACGAAGCCGUUCAAGUCGAAACACUUAAAUUUGAACAAGACUCCGCUGUUCAGGUCGAUACACUGCCCAAACUCGUUAGAAUCACCUCUUGCGAUGCUUAUCUCAUGGAACUCGAAUCUGCGAUCACCGAGUGUAGAAACGCUCUCGAUUCUCUUGAAAUCGCGAUCGAACCUGAACCUGCCCCUGGUACCGGACUCAACACCUCUGCCAAAAAUAUUGCCAAACUAAUCGCGAGCUGUCAAUCUGCAAUCGAGUUGGCUCGUCACUUACAUUCUCUGCUCGUACAAGACGAAAAAAUGAGCAAGGAAACAGCCAGAACAACCGAAGUAUCGAAACUCGGUGCACGUUACGAGAGCCUGCUCGUUCGAGCGAGAACUCGUGAACAACAGAUCAGAGAUAUAAGGUCACCGCUUAUCGAAGCUUAUUCACUCCCUUGUGAACAUGACGGUGGAAGACUGACCUGUCCGUUGUGCUCGAAUCGUAAUUGGGCACAAUUGGAUAUCGAUCUAUGGCGGUUGGAAAAAUGGCUCGAAUUUGCGGAAGGUACACAGAGCGAGCAGCAUGUACCACCAAGUGAGAUAGAAGAAUUAGAAGACAUUAUUCAAGACCAUCGUGAAUUUCUUCUGGAUCUCGAUAGUCACAAAAGCAUAGUCGUUAGUCUCAAUAUUGUUGGUACGCAUUUGGCCGACCACACCGAAGACAACGAACGAGCUCAAGAGCUGCGGAAAAGACUCGCAACUGCGAAUUCAAGAUGGGAAAGAGUUUGUCAUUCGGCGGGCACGUGGCAAACUGCAUUGCAAUCUUCUCUCAUGGGAAAUCAACAAUUCCAUCGUAUCGUCGAGGAAUUACUCAUCUGGUUGGAAAAAACUGAAAUUUCCAUUAGAGCAAGUGAACCAAUUGACCUUACGGAGGAUAUUGCUAUUAUUCAAGCUAAAUACAAUAAAUUCCGGGAAUUACGUAGUGAUCUAGAGCGAUGUGAACCUCGAGUCCUUUCGCUCCAAGAAGCGGCGAAUCAUUUACUAGACGAGCACGUCGAAACCCGGAAUCGUCUUCAGGAACUCAGGCUAAGAUUACAAUCGUUACGAAGAUUGACGGGCAUUUACGCGCUCAAACUGGGCGCAGCACUCGGAUUAGAUCCGAAGGACGUCGGUCUUGCGGCCACUUCUUCUUCUCUCGCUUCUUUAUCACACGACCUACUUGACGGAGCGAGUUCGACAACGGGUCAAGCCCACGACGCAUCGAGUGCAGAUGGUGACGAGAGCGAUCGAAGGGUAUUAGCGCGUGGAUAUCGAUUCCUCGGACGUGUUUUACGGGCUUCCCUUCCGAUUCAGGCAUUAAUGCUGCUUUUACUCGGUGUUGCUUCGUUGGUGCCAGCAGCCGAGGAUGAUUAUAGUUGUAUGCUCACGAACAAUUUUGCAAGAACUUUUACACCGAUGGUCGAUUAUCCGAACGGUCCACCACCACUGUAAGCGAGCGAACCCAACAAAACAUGAAGAAAACUAAAAUACCUCCCUUGUCACAAGGACACCACGGUCAUAAAAUAAUUACCGAAAAAAUAAUGAGCCAAUCAAACCAAAAAGCGAGCAACUUUCAUUCGUUAUUUUACUGGCCUACGCCAUCAUUUUUUCUGUAUUUUCACUCAAUAGAGUUCAAAACUCGUUGUCAUCGUCCUGCGGCGUAUAUUUGUACAUAUGCAUAAAUUUAUUCUACCAAUUUGGGCUCGAUUAUCGGCCCACUGACCAGUUCUAAUUUAUUCCUAUUAUUAUUUACUGCAUUAAUAUUAUUAUUCGUUCUUUGUCCCUUCUCGUUACGAAUGUUCAUUCAUUGUUGCGCAAUAUUGUAAUGACCUAUGGCGGCGAUUAAUCACGAGAAAUUUUUCCAUCACACGGUAACGACCUAAAAUUUAACGAACGGUCGAUAUUCGGUCGAACCGAACAAGGCGCCUCAAAAAAAUACAAUAUUGCAUUGAAUCCAUCGUCCGUUAACGUUUGUACGACAUAUUGUAAAACGUUCCUAAGUUUGCUCGAUGCAAGCUCCCUCAGGAUUCAAACGAUUCAUACUUGUACCAUUCACAUUAUUUUUUUAUCAUUUUAAUUAUUUUUUGUUCAAUAAUUAUUGUUUGUUUUUUCUCGGAGAGUGGAACAUUCGAGAAAAAUAACGACUCGACCCGCUGUUUACGAAAAAAUACGAAAAAUUAUUUAACAGUCAACUGCUGUUAAUACGACUCUGUUAUUAACCGAAACGAACAGAAUAAGAAAUAUACAAAUAAACUCAAAGUUAACUCAGCAAAUCCCACGAAACUAUUCAAGAGAUUCCGAACGAAUACGAAAAUAAUGUAACGCACAGGUUUUUUUCUACAUGUCCUGGCGACGUACGUAUAUAAAUGAAUGAAAUAACAAAAAAAUAUAUAUAAAUAUAUAUAUCUCGAGAUUAUAUUUAAAAAAUGCAAGCUAGUAUAUGCUUUAUAAUUGACAAAUUUCUCUCGCUUAUCGCACAGUGAGCUUCGUUGUGUAUUUUUAUAAAGAGCUUAUUAUAAUGACAUGUAUAUGUAUUCGAUAUGCAAAUAUAUUGCGAUGAACACCA